Molecule: messenger RNA, 61625 nt
Organism: Spirodela intermedia
Lineage: Eukaryota; Viridiplantae; Streptophyta; Magnoliopsida; Alismatales; Araceae
Source: the annotation of a GenBank genome assembly
AUGGCGACAUCGAGGGACGUGCAGGAGAUCGUAUCCAGGCUCUCCUCAAACAAGGCCAAAAUACGUGAGGUAAAGCCGAAGAAUGUAUACUGCGGUCUUCAUCGCCAGUCAUGCUGAUCAUGUUUCAUCAAUCGAUCAUUGUCCGCAGGAAGGAGCGAAGCUGCUUAACAGCUGGUUGGUAGGAGAGAGGUCCUUCAGUUUCUGCAGGUUGCUCGGCCAGAAUACCUCCCGGAUGAGACCGGAUGAUGUUCCUCACGGUGAGAUCCAUUUCAUGACCCAAUUAUCGUGGUAGGGUAGGAUCGUCUGAGACAGUUUCACUGCAACAUAUUCAACUAUCUUAUACUGCUGGUCUUCUUUGUGGCAGCUGAAACGUGGCCAUAUCUCGUCACUCUCCUAACGAAGUGCAUUGCUUUGGAGAAAAAUGCGAGUAAGAAGAGUCUGCCUAAGCUGAUAUGGGCAAAGAUGCUUCGAAUCGUCGUUCAGCAUGCCGAGGAUCCCAAAUGUUCAGGUUGUUUGUUCACUAGCUCACGCUAUAAGCCACACAUCUCGGUUGGAUCAUCGGAUGGAUAAACAGGACGCGUAGGUUAAUGAAGUAGGAUUCUGCACAGUCGGUUCUUAUAUGAAUAAAAAAUAUCUUAAAAUGGAAUAGAAAUGGUCUAAUUAAGGAAGUGACUAUUCAUCCGCUUCAUUGAACUAAGUUUUUAAUUGAUAACUCUUCCAUCCCCUGAAGUCUAUCAGGGAAAAUUACAACAUCACCUGAUACUAUAAAAGUACCUACACUUGUAAUAUCACUUGAAAUUAAUAGUGGUUAUGCAUCUGCUCACUGACAGGAAAUACGGUGGUAUACAUCUUUUUUCAGGAAAGACAUUGCAUCUUCAUUCUGUUAUCAAGCUUCUUUUUAAUCAUACAUGGGACAUCAUUAAUGAUGUUCCAAGCUUCCAACCAGAAUAUGGAAUAAUUCUCCGACAUCUUCUAUCUGUGAAGGAGUAUCGCUAUCAGAUGAGAAAGCGAGUUUAUAGCGGUAAGUUUUUAAAUUACGAUGCUGUUGCCAUGAAUCAAUAAUCAGUGAUACAUUUUCUGUACGUACCCCCAUAAAUUUAUUUUCCUCGAAUUGAUUAUCGUCGUCCAUUGAAAAACAGGUCUAGUGCUCCUGUACAUGAAGAAGAUAGGAGCGCUGUUAAUGGGGGAGAGUAAAAUCCAUUCGAGCACUAAAGAGGAAGCUUUCCGGUGCAUUUUGACCCUCCAUGCACUUCUAGAAAAUCCACCGGGUGAUUUUCCAGACAAUAUCAGGGCAGAUGCUGUUAAGGGUUUUGUUGAAAUUCUUUCGCAAAUAAGGUAGAUUCUCUGCAAUGCUUGAUUUUCAAAAACUUGAUUUGGUAACAUACUAGAGCAAGACGUCCUCUGACCGUUUCCUCUCUUGAAACAUUGUCAGGGAGGAGGGAAAGAUUUCACGUAAACUCAUGGCAUGUGUCAAUACAUUCUUGCUCAAAGAUGGCCCAAAUUUAGGAAGCCAAGCUUUGGAAAUUCACUCUUCCAUUCAUGAUUUCAUCUUCCGUUAUUGGCUCCUUACCCACGAUCGAGGGCUAAAGGUUCCCCAUAUUGAUCAGACCAUCUUUUAUCUUACUUCGCAUAAAAGCUUCUCACAUGAGUCCUUUUGUUGUAAUUAUAGAGUUCAUUCAUUCUUUACGCUAAGAUCCAGUUAAAGCUAAUCAGGAAAGGAGAAAGUGGACUUCUCAUAGAACAACUUCUUGACGUCAUUGGGAAGGAAUUGGAUCUUUGUGGUGUUAGUGGUGGCCUGUCCUGGUGCGUCAAGAGUUUUCUGGCAGAUGUUGAGGCAUACAGCUAUAUAAUAGUGGCAUGUGGUUUCUGCUAAUGUUAUGUCUUUCAGGGGUGAGUCCACUAGAGAUGACAAGGUAGGGUCGACAAAUUCACAACAAAGCUUGAUGGAGCUGUCUGCCAUCGUAUUUUAUCAGGUAUUGGAUUCGGAAUAUCUUAAAAUGCCAUUUUCCACGAAAGUGACAUUCGUUGAGGUCUUCAAGAUAGGAUACUUGUAUACUGCGACUAUGAAAUAGUUUUUUUGUCAUCCAGGCCUGUAUGAACAGUUUAAAGGUAUCAGGUAAUGAUAAACGACUGAAGAAACCGGAUGCUAUUGACCGUUUAAGAGAUGGACUAAUGAAGGGGAAAUGGCUAUGGUGAGAAUGGCUCUAGUUCAUCAGUUUUUCUGCACUUGUAUAAAAGAUGAAGAGUCUCUAGUACUUGUUUCCCUUCUCACUGUUAAUUGUUUAUGGUCAGCUUCUUCAUUGACUUUGGCUGAAUCAGGGCUUUGAAGGGUGAUUAGGCUGUUUUUUGGGGAUGCAUGAAGUUUUCUAGACGUCAUUGACUGUUUUAGUGUUUGCCCCUUGUCUUUGGAUGGUUGGUGUUCAACAUAAAAAUCCUGCUUUGUACGAUUUGUUGAGUCGGUCAUUCUUGGAAUUACUUUUUUUCUGGGAUUGCUUUUUUGAGUUUCUGAUCGUUGAAGAUAUGAGAGUCCACUGGAUCAUAUGGUUUAAAUUUUCCUAACAUGAAGCGUUUUCUUAUAAAUGGUGUGUAUGCCUGCAUUAUAUAUAUCUAUAUAUAUAUAGAUUCAGUCACACAAAAGUUAGUCGAACUAUGACUUGAUUUUUUUUCACAUUUUGUUACAUGAUAUUAAGUUUGCUGACCUUCUUGAUAUUAUAUCUUAUAGGAUUCCCUUUGGAAUCCUCUGAGAAAACUCCCUCAUUCACCAAGUCGGAAAGAGAACAUUGAAAAGCAAGCAAUGCAUUUUACUGGUUGCACUGCAUUCUUCUAUAAUUUGAACCAGUUCUGAUUUCUCAUGUCUCUUUAUCGAUUCAGAAUGAGAUUGCUAAUCUAGAAGGUCAAAAUUAGUGCUCGUUUACAUCUGCCGUUUAAUAAUCCUAAGUGAAGGAGCAAGUAGAAUAGAAAUUACAAGUUUAACUUGAUAACUUUUAUUGAUUCCUAAUUUGAGACAAUUUGAAUUAUUUCAUUAUUAAUGAAGAAGGGUCCUGACACAAGUGCUUUCCAUAAAAUUCACUUUCUCUCGUAAACAUUGUCUUCUUUAAAGAUAGUUAUCAUCUAUUUCUAGGAUGCGACCAGCAUGAAAGCCAUGUUCUUCUUAGUGCCCACUUUUCAUUGAUAGUCAAUAAUGAUAUCCAAUUAUUUCAUUGUCAUCUGAAUCCUUUGGAGUCCAUGUGUUGUGGUUACUUACCAUUGUUUUUCACCCAUGAUGUGCACUUUGGAAAUCUAAUUCCACGGAUGCUUUCAUACAACAAGAAAGCAACAAUACCGGUAUGCAGGAGCACCCAAGAAAACGCAGCUUUGGGUUUUUUUGGGGGAUGGUGUGUGGUCGCUGGAAUCACUCCUAUUGUAGAAACAGCAGCCAAAAACUACAAGAUUGUAUAAAAUAUAAAUGGAGACCACUAAAACUUCUCUUCUCAUCUGACAAGGUUGUUGCGGAAAGUUAUGAGAAAUAAGCUAGAACGAAGUGUUUUCUCCUAUCCUUGUUAUUUUUUUCAGGUUCCAUUGACUAUCAUCUUCCUCUAUUCCUCUUGAUCGGUUGGACACAAACAGUUAAUUUAUGCGCUAAAAUUGUAAUUUUUUCCCCCCCUGUACAUGCCCCAGAGAACAGAUGAUUAAAGAACUUUCACUAGUCACCAUCAGUGAGUGUUGGGCAAAUAUCCUGCCCAUUUUGGUACCAAUUUAACGAUCAACCGUAUCAAGAAUAAUCUCAAUAGGACAUUCAUUAUCACAAAUAUUUUGACCAUAUUUCUGUGUUGUGUUUUCAGGAGUGGUGCAUUUUGUUUUCUUAUUCGCAACUAUGGCUUCUGCAUUGAAGAAUAUCUUCUAACUCACUUAUUCAAAGGGUUGUGUGAAAGUUUUGAGAGGUUUGUAAUGCUAUAUUUAUGUCUUACAAGUUUUAUGCUUAAUAAAUGAUGGUUAGAACGGACAUUAGAUAAAUUGACUGAUUUGUACCAACCUUUUGCCCUUCCAUCGGUGGUUACAGGGUUAGGAAACAGAUAGAAUUCAAUGGUGCCUUUGCAUUUGAAGCAUUUAAAGCAUUUGUAGGAAAUUACUGUUGAGUUUUAUUUGACAAUAAAUAUUUCAGCAAUUAGUGAUGUGGAAAUAGUUGGAUCUAUUUAUUUGUAGAAAACUUCGCAACAAGAUCUCUAUAAAUUUUAUUCCCACUUGACAUGAUUGUAAGUAAUUUAUUAUUCCUAGACAGCCAAAUUGUGUAGCCAAAACAUCAGAAGAUGGUAGAAUAUUUUCGUUUAGCUCCUUUGAUAUUUUCACUUUUUUCGUCCAGACGCUUCCAUGGUUUGGUUUUCUGUGGUUUAAUGAAUGGAGUUUAGGCUAUUUCUGCCACCAAAUUGAGUCAUAGAAAUAUACACCUUUUUUUCCCCCAUUUUGAUGCCCAAAAUGUGCCACCUUCCCACCUUUUUGGACAUGGAAAGCGAGACUUCCUGCCUAUGAAGUGGAUGCAGAUAUGUUUCCUUCUUAAUGGAUAGUGUUUCAUUAUGACGAAGUGCUGUUAUAAUUAAAUAUCAAUGGCUACUUGGAGCUUGCUUUCUAUGAUCCAUAAAAUCUGGAUAUUUCUGUUCGUUUAUCUUGCGAGAAAUGCAUUUCACCGUAUUGAAUGUAUUUCUGUGUUGGGACACUAACAGACUAGUAUCUGUGCAGGAUUUUGAGCGAUUCAUAUGGCACACAUUCAUACGACGGGAUUCUUUGGAUCUUGCGGUCUGUUACUUGAUGUUUUUUGUUAUCACUACUUAUAAUUGUACCUUUAGUUUGGUGGUCUUCAUUGGUAAAAUACUUAAUGAAAAAUUCCAACAUUUUGAAAUCUAGUUUAUUGGGUAUAGUUUGCAUUUCAUGUUGAUUGGUAGCAAUUUCGUUCAACUCUGUCUGUUCUAUCAAUUUUCAUAUAAUGGCUUUGUUUUGUCUAAUCUUUUUGUCUAGGAGCUUGCAGGAGCUCUGUUUUGUGCUUUCACAUCCCCGGUUGAUGAAAAGCUCCUCUCCAGCUGUAGAUGAGGUAAUGAAUUGUUUUUUUAUAUCCUUUUAUAUCUUUUCCGAAGCCUAGAUAAAUGUACUCCUAAGUUAUUCUUUGAUAGUUCUUUUGAAUGCUAUUUUGAAAAAUAAUGAAACUUUGUCUGUGGAUAGAAAUUUUGGUUUGAUUAAUUUUCUAUGUUAGCUGGUUUUUGAAGAAAGGAAAAGCAGAGUGAUGAUUCACUUUUCUAAUUCCUAAAACAUUUAUGCAUGGAAUGAUGGAGGGAAUUUUUCUGAUGUUAGUAAGUGGCCAUGUAGAGUUCGAAAGUAUAGGAAACUGACAAUGGGAUUCUAGAUGUCCACAAGCAUCUUGCUGUGUAUCUUUAGGUGGAUUCCUUUGACCCACAUGAUCGAUCCAGAUUUAAGUCCAUACAGAAGGAUCAUUCAUUAAUCCUGGGGAAGAAAGUUUUUGAUGAUCUGUGGUUUAUGGAGUUUCUCAAUGUAUCCGGUUAUGGUGGUAUUUUCUCUCUUCAACAUUCUUCAGUAAAUCAGGUAAAUCAGCCUUUCCUUUUUGUCAAGAAGCGUUCACACCAUUUUUUAAUGUUGAGAAAGAAAACAGAGAGAAUAGGAGGCAAAACUUUGUCACGGAGGACAGAGGGAGGAACGGCAGAAACUGCCUCACUCAUUUAUUCACCUUUGAUGUCCCUUAAAUGGGGAACCCUACAUACAUAUUCUCAUAAUACCCUUAGUCAUUUUUAAUAUUACACUUAGACCUUCUAACAAUUAAGCGCAGAGAAAUCCUUGUUGGCUUAGUGAAAUCUGCAGAGCUGUUAAUGCUAUUAUAAACAUGUAGAGUAUUGGCUCUGUCUUUAAGAAAAUUGUGUUAAAAUUUUAUUUGUAGACUAGGCAAGGAUUCUAAAGAUGGUGCAUGUACAUGCAGACUGGGAUUAGAUUGUCUACCCAGGUAGAUGUCAUCUAUAUGGAAGAUGAUAUUACCUGCCUUCUCUAGGGUUUAUGAGAAGAGGGGAAUAAUGGAUUUCUCAGGGAAAGUUCUCUCCAUCGUUUUGGAACAAGUUUGUGUUCUUUUAGCUUGUUAUCAUGCGUUUCAUUUUAUUUUGACAUCAAGGUUUUCGGUCUGAGACUUGUAAUCUCCAACUUAUGUAAAUUGAGAAGGCAUAUCUAGAUGAUUUUUCUUGGACAUGUUCAUAAUGACAUCUCCAUAAAGCGUGGACAUCCUGGAAUUGACAUUGGUCAUGUGGAGCGGAGUAAGUAGUUUAACUUUCUGUAAUUUUGGUGUGUUAACUAACAUAGCAGACGCUAUCUUAUAAUAGAUUGUAGCCGUCGUACAGAAGUUUUCUUAGAGUAUAGUGAUAAUAUGAUCGUUCAUACGUUUCUUUCUUUUCAAAUUUAAUGGCUUUGGCAACAUUCACUUUCAAACAACAAAAUAUCUUUUUUUAUGGUCGUAGAAUUUUCCUACGGUUGAUUUUUUUUGAGUGGUAAUUUUGGGUUAAAAUUGGCCUUUUAACAUGACCAGCAGCAACCUUAUUUCAUGAUAAACUUUUUUCUCUUUUGUGGAUAGCUCGAGGAGGAUGCUUAUCUCCCAUCAUCGGAAUCUUAUGCUAUUUUGUAGUAUGCAUUUGGAUCCUUCUUGCUAGGUUGAUUUUUCCUUUUUCUUUUUGAGGUGUUCCAGGUUAGACAGGGUUGGCAUACAGUAUGGAGCUCUUUAAUGCAUGGACUUCCAACAUUCAGCAAUGUGCCUCAAGUUGUAUGUUCUCCUGUUUUCUUGUAAAUAUUCAUUGAAAACUGUUUUAGUUCUUGACUUCUUGCCAUAGCACUCGAUUAGUUGCUGGUUUUCUUAUCCAGGUGCACUGUUGUCCAAGAUAUCCCAGAAGCCAGUGCUUCUGGUUUCUACUCCCACCGGAACUGAUGAUCUUUUUCUGGCUUCUUUGUCACGUUCCAUUGCAUGUGAAAAUCAUGUUGGAAUGAUUUUUUUGGAAGCGAACUAAUAAUGCUAUCAUGCAUAAAUGGGCUUCUCGACUUAAUGGAAAUUGGUUUUAAGUUAGAUUCUUUUACUACACACAAGCAUUUUUCAGUUUGUGUUUUAGGAAGAUGAACAGGUUGUAAUUUUAAUUGGGAAUUGCCAUUAUCUUACCGUCACUUGAUUUUUCAGAGGUGAUUGAGCUGCUGUCUGAGCAGUCUUGCUUGUCAUUACUAAAUUCGUCUACCCAUCGUAUUUGUUGACUUCAUGCAUUCUUGGGCUAUGUGACCAUGAUCUUUUUAUUUGUAAAAUUAUCUCUAUUAUAUUUCAGUCUGCUUUUUGAUCAUUCCUCCAGACUGCUGUCUGAGCAGUCUGGUAGAUUUGGCAUAGAUAGGCAAGAAGUAUCUUUAUCUUUGCCUUGGGUUUUUGUUUGCUGUCACCUUGAACGUUUACCGUGAGACUAUGCAUUUGAUGCCCAUAGCUUUGUAGAGCAGGGAAAAGAAAAUGAAAGUUUCUCAACCUUUUGUCUAAGAUCAAUUAUGUGGGGUACAGCACAAACAAACUUAAUCACCUUGUUCCUUCCACGUUGUAAAGAUGUCGUCGUGAUAUUGUCAUAAAUGAGUACACUGUUUGAUUGCCUAAAAUGAAAAUUUCCAGAAAACAACCAGAAAGGAUCAUUCCCAGGACGUCGAGAUAGUUGUUUCCAUUUUCUCUUUCUUUUGCUUCUCUUCGUCUUCCUUCUCUCCCUUGUAAUUUUUUUUUUCCAAUGUGUUAUUCAUAAAACGAGAAAAGACUUACACAUGUAUACAAUGAGCUCUUGAAAAGAGAGAACCCCCCUAUACAUGACCAAGAAGCAUAUGCUUGGGGAUUGCGUGCAACUCUACGAUCAGAAGUUUAAAAAUGGAAGACUCGUUUCUCCUCCCAUCACGAAAUGUCCUAGCCCACUCUUGUACAUCAAUGAAGAUAUUUGCCAUUUUUUAUCCACUGUCUCAGCGGGUUGACAAUGUGGUUAUUAUCACAUCAAAAUGGCUUAAAGGUUCUCAUGUGAAGUGAGCCACACACUACGGGAUUUCCCUUGGUGUUUCAAUUCCAAUAACACUUUCUCCUUGUCACAUUCAGGUCAGUAGGAAGGUUGCUCUUAAUUUAACCUAGCAUGAUUCUCGUUCUGAUUUUGGAUCCCACAGGUUUUCAGUGUUGUAAGGAGGUUAAAUGAAUCUUAUAAUCACCUCAGAAAGUAACUAUAUUUUUGAAGUGACGAAAUAUGAUAAUUUUUCUGUCAUGGACUUUAUUCUUUGUAUUUUUUUUAAAUUUUUUUUAGGUACGAUGAUAGAUUUUUUAGACACCAUAUGGUUUUUAUAUGCAGGCUGAUGCUGCUUUGAUCCUUCUUGGCAGCAUUGUUUCAGAGGUCAAGUUCAAGUUUCUAGUUCUUGUGUCAUGCACUUUUCUGUCGCUCUUGUUACAAAUAUCAAACAAAUUUGAAGUGUUCAGAUAUUGUUGCUUUCCAUUAUUUCUCACAGGAUCUCGUUAGUAUGCCGAUUGUGCCUCAAGAGGUGUGGGAAGUUCAGCUAUUUAAGCAUACUCCAUCUGUGUAUGGCCCACUGAAAUUUCAGACGACUCAUUUUAGUGCCACUUUGUUUCUUUUAAUUGAUAGUUUUCCUCGUGUAUUGGAGGCAUUUUGUUUGUUGAAUGGUGUAUGCUCCUAUUGGUGACUCCUGAUUGAUUUAAUAUAUCUGGCAACCAUUUUAAGUUGCAUGAUUUGAAUGUACAGUAAUAGAUUUCUUGGCAGUUUGUACUAUUUUUUUUCAAUAUAACUUGUAACCAUUUUAAGAGGCAUGAUUUGAAUGUGUAGUAAUAAAUCAAUUGAGCCACAAUUAAAAUCAAGGGGAGCGAGUGGAGUGUGUCCAACUUUAUUGCAGAAAAAGUUGUUUUUUUUUUUUGUAAUAACAAAAAUAGGACCAUUCUUCCCCUCAAAUGCAGGGUGACUUUUAGGCUUUGUCACUUUGACUGCGUAAUUAGGUAUAUUGGCUUUAAUACGAAAAUUUAUUGUGCCGUCCAAUUUAAAAUCGAUUAGCUGAAGUGGGCUCAUUUUUAUAACUUAAAAAUAAUUAGUUUAUCAAGUAAAAAUGGGACCUUUUAAAUUAAAGAAUCAUCUCACAAAACAUCCUAUUCUUGCAUAGAUAAUAUCCACUUUUCUGUCUAUAACUGAGUUGGGUUGCUUUUGUAACGAGGUGGCCUGGAUACCAUCAAUAUGUGUCAUGCUACUUCCUGUUUUACUAUGGUCCAAUAAUCCGCCAACUUUCUCUAGUGGUAGACCGUGGGCCUGAGCAAAAUAUAUGAGAAAUGAAAAUGGUUUUGGGUUGAUCAAAAUAUGUAGACAUCUUGAUCAAAUUUGUACUUAUUGGUGACAUCCAUACACAUUGGUGGCAUCUGUACACAUCAGGCUUAAACAAGCUAAAAUUUAUCUAAGAUUUUCAGAGAGAAUUAUUUGAUCAUUUACUUCACAGGAUAGAACAUUUUUUCAAAAUUGUCUAAAUGAAGAAAAUUUGUCCAAAUUGGUUGUUUUUGAUCUGGGUACGUUCGCCUAAGCCAGCCAAGUUUAUUUUUCGAUUAUUUGAGAUGUGUAGAGUUUUUAAGUCUUAACUUAGAUCGGCCAAUCUGGAUCUAGAUAACCCAAGCUUGAGCGUAUGAAAUAAACGAACUUUUGACUUUUGGACAAAUUUAUUUUUUGGUUGUUACUUUCAAGUAAUAGAUUCUUUUUUGCCACCAUUUAAAAUUCUCUUUUGGAUGUGAGCGUAUUAAAUUUGAAAAUAAUGUACAAGUUUAUUGAAUUUGAGUUGAUUUGAGUUCUUUCACAUGACAGCAGUAAUGUUUUUCGUAGUUCUGCUCGGCAAUGUUCAUUUUUUUUCUCUCAAGUAUGCAUUUAUUCUCCUUUGUUUUUAUUUUUUAUUGUUGAUCUGUUAUGUGGAGGACGCACUGGUACUUGAAUCAUUUGACUGGCCAUCUUGUUGGGCCAUUCUAAUAUUCUGUAUUCAGGCCCUAAAAAUGGCAACAAUUUGUAGUAGGUAUGAUUCAAGUAAAAUCAGAUAUAAUUCACUCGAUUUGGUUAAUUCAGAUAAGCUGGGGAUCAUAUGCUCAUCGUGAGUUAUAAUGAUGUGAGUGAAAGAAGUAAACAAGAUCGUAGACUAUACAUAUGAAAGUAUUGAAAAAUUAUCCUUGGGGCACUGAUGUGAGCUCAUGACCGUUGGGCCCAUUAAAUGCAAUGCUUGCCAAAAGAAGCAGCCAUUGAUGUAUUCCAAGCAGUAAGAGGUGGAAUAGAUGAGUUAUUAUUGAGGCAGGCUAUACGUUCCAGGGUUAAAAUGAUGCAGAUGGCCCCUACCCUGGAAUCUGCUCGCAUUGUGUUGAUGAAAAUUCUUCAGUGAGGAUCAAGGUAUGAUGGUUGUAAAUUUUAGGGAAUGUCGUCAUAUUGUCGGGAUAAUCACCCUCUGCAGCUCAGUAGUAAACCUGGCACACCCGAAAGUUAUCAACGUGCUGAUUGCCUGCAUCGUUUGGAGAUCUUGUAACAUGGUAAUACAUUCGUAACAGUGUCCAGCUGAGUCAGGCACAGAAGCCAAUUACUAGGUCCGAAUGAGAUUUAAUGGAGAACGAAUGUGGUGAUAUGAUGGAGAGUUAAUGGCGGUAUCAUAGUGGAAGGGUUCGAUAUGUUGAGUUGGCUUACAGAGGUUUCAUGAAGGAGGCUCAUAAAGGUGGAAGACCCGGGCCGUAGGGAAUGGUUACGGGUACCUGCUUGGGUUUCUGGGUUUAGAAUGGUAGAAGGGAAGGGAUGCUGGGUGGGGGCUAUGGAUUAUUAUUACAAAUUUUUGGGAGGUUAGGCUGUUGUGUGCGGCUCAAGGAGGCUACACAUAUGGAUAUCCUCUGAGGUUAGAAGGAUGAAAGAGAUGGCUGCUGGGUGUGACUUAGGGAGGGUUUCUGGUGUUAUAGGGAAGGGUUGGGCUUCUCAGUGUGAUCUUCGGGAGGUUGUGGGCGAGAGAAUUUCUGGGAUCAGAAGGGGCUUCUGUUGUCAACCUGUCCAAAAUUGAGUUGAAGUCAAGUGAACUUGGUCUAUACCUGUCCUGAGUACGCUUCUCUACGCCAAGGACUGCAGGCGAUUCGAGUCCUUGGAGGGAAGAGUUAUUAUGAAAUUACUACGUUCUGCCUAGAAACCAGACCUCCUUACAAAUAGGUCAUAAGGACAGUUGACAAUCCUGGUUUAAAACACAAUUUCAUUGGAAUAUGAACAUAACUGUACUCACAACAUAGGAAAUCAUUGAAAAUUUCAUCUUUUUGCUAACGUAAGCACUGCUUGAUAUAUGCUUUAGUUAAUGCCUUUUUUGCCAUCUGAGUUGAGUGAGUCACGUCUGAAAUUCAUAUUAUCAGUAAAUUACUUAGGUAGUUGAGAUCAUGAAACCUAGGCCCACGAUGGGUUUAAAUCCUCUGCUUUGUAUGGAUAGGACCAUUGUUAUAGGAAAGGCUUCUCAUGAGUUCAAAGUAAUGUUGUCUGUUUGUAUGAAAUUUGGGCGUCAACGUUCUUACCAGGAUAUUUUGGUUCGUAUCAAUGGUGGGUUAUGUGCAUAAAUAGCCUUUUAGGAUUGCAUGCACACAUUUUCUUUCUUUUAAAACUUAUAAUGUCAUUCUUCCAUUUAUCAUUAAUGUUGGUGUAUUGAUUAUGCGUGUCAUAUUUUUUCUAGUACUCACUUGAGUUGUUUUUUUUUUUCUUUGUAACGGCAUCCAGAUGUGCUUUGUACUUCAUUGCGUGCUAUUUCUCAAAGAGUGGUGUUCAGGUGUGUAUAACCUCCCUUCUGAACAUGUCAUCGUUGCAUCCUUUGAUUAUUUAUGUUACAAUAAUCUGUCAUGCAUCAUUUGUAUCCACUUGUAUUUUAAAUGCAUUCAUGUGUUUUUCAUUUGUGGUUGUAUAAUUUCUUGUAACCAUUGCUGAUGCGAUCCUUUUUCUUUCUGAUGUUUUGUUGUAUAAUGUUGAGCAAGUCCCUUUAAUCACGGAUACAUACACUGAAUUUUUAAUUUUCUCAUAUUUAUGUAGGGAAACCUUCAUGAUAUUCUAUAUCUCAGGAAGUGUUUGCUCAAAGCAUCAAUGCAACUGGUUAAUUCAAAGGUUCGCGUCUCAGACAGUGCAUUAAUUUUUAACCAUAUACGGUCAUUGUCAUCAAUUUGUCCCAUCAGGUUUCUGUUGGCCUUAUCCAGUUGUCUUCUUUUUGUGAUGUUUCUCUGUUCGUGAUCGUCAAUACAUUUUAGUGGUUUUCUGUGGUAUUUAUGAUAAAAAGACAUCGGUUACAUAUCUGCACUUGGGUGGGUCUCUGAUGAUUGUUUUACCUUCAUUUGCUGUUGUGCCUGGUCCAUUUCUUUGGUGGAACCGAGUAGGAGAUGAUGCUACCUUUUCUCUGCAGCCAACAAAAUACAACUGAUGAAUGCUUGAAUGCUUUUAGUUUCUCAUAUUACUUAAAAGAGUUUGUGUUGUAGCAAGUUAUUCUACAUCAAUUACUGCAUCAAUGGCCUCACAACUGAGCCAAGGCUACUUCUAACUAUGGGUGUUUGAAUUCACUGCUGAUUUUUUUUUGGUUGAAAUCAAUUAAUAAUGAGGCGGAUGGAGACCUUAUGUUCCAGUAACUAAUGCAGCCAUCUGUUCUUUUUUUAUGAUGACAAAUUUGACUGUACUUUAAUGAGAAUCUUUCUGAAUUCAAGCGUUUUCUCAAAGUCGUCAUUUAAUUAGCGUGGACCAAGAAAUCAUAAAUUGAAUCUGAACUUGUCCAGCCUGAUCCCGAUUCUAUCACUUGAUAGGGCCAGAUGGGGCAAUUCUAACAAAUCCUUGUAAAAUUCCGGGAAAAAACAUAAAGGAAAGGGUAGUGUUGGAAGAUGAAAGGCAAACGAAGAAAGUGACAUGCGGGAGAGAUCUGGGAAUAUCAACUCAUAAGAUAUAGACUUUGACUCGGUAUCUGCAGCACUGUAUAGCCUCAAUAGCUGGACGUGGUAAUGGGAGUUGGCACUGUAACAACAGGUGGUGCAACGUUGUGCCAAUCAUCUCUUACUUUGUUUCUUCUCUCUUGCAUGUCCUUUUGAUAACUCCGAGAUCAAAGUAAGCAAGCUUUCACUCACUUAAUCAUCAGAGAACUUAAAAUAUCAUGAAGAAAUUGAAAGCUUAUUCUACCAUGGUAUUAAUGAAUAUAAUACAUCACAAAAGAAUGCCCGUAGAUUUCAUUCAAGUUUUAUUAUCUCAUAAAUGACAGCUUUUUUCUGCAGAAACCGACGUUUUUCCCAGAAGGCUGACAUGAAUCGCUAAGUCUCAGUCCGUUUUUGUCGACUUGGAUUCAAUAUGGCCAGUUUUCAAAACCAUGUAAUAUAAUGAUUUUGUAAGGUGUAGACUGUGGUGUGUUCAAGUUAUCAAAAAUAACAGGUCCAGUCGGACUGUCUUAGUGGCGACUUUGUGUAUUCAUUUUUGUGUAGAUUGUGGCACAUUUGAUGGUGCGGCCUCCAUCUUAUUCACUUUUUUCCGUUUUAUUUAUUUACAUUAAUAUUUGUGUCAUUCCUUCUGUACAAAGUGGUGCCUUCCAGUUAAAAGGUUUGUUCUUGUUGAGGUACUUUUCUUAUCCGUAUACCUUGUUCAUGAAUUAUCUUCAUCAUUUUUUGUACAGGAAUCUUUUUUCCUUAAUAAGCAAAUUGCUAUGGUCUUGCCGGCUGCUAUUUUUUCCCUUAGUGCUGGGUACUGUCCUUUCCUGCCCACAUCCAUGUGCCACAUGCUCGUUGAAGAGUGGUCUAAGGUAUUCUUUUGUCCGUUUGAUUGUAAGUUUACGAUUGAGUUUCUGUCUAAGUUUAAUGUUGGGGCCUUUGUUUAAAUGUUGAAUCAGAAAAUCAUGUUGUUUUUCGUUUGUUAAACUUGUGAUAUAUUAAGGUGAAAGUAUAUUUUGUGUUUAUCGCACUUUUCUGCAAAGAUGAUUUCGCAAUUGUUUAUGCAUAUUUACCUUGAAAUCAGUUAAUUUGUUCAAUGAAACCGUUUCAGUUUCAGGAUCAUAAGGAAAUAGAAGGAUUUCCGGAGUAUUCUGUGGAAGUUCUUGCAAAAAUCAACAAUGAAACUGUUAUUGAGGUGCUACAUCAAUCAUUUGAUUUUUUGUUGGCUUCAUAUUUAUUGUGUUAAUUUACAGAUCUGUGUAUGCUUUUGUUAGCUGCCAAAGCCAGAAAAUUGCCAGAGUAUACGUCUUUCACGAGAUUUAAGUGGGCAAUUGAUUCAUGAAAUGGGAGAGUACUUUCUUGCGAUUACAGAUUUCGAUCAAGAAAUGGAGAGGAAAUCUUUAUCAGAUAUCUCCCUUUUUUGCUUGUUUUUAUCUAAUCUGAUCUACAGUUUGAAUUUGACUCGGUAUGUCUCUUCUGUGUUUUUGGGUGAACCUAUAAUCUCUUUGUUUAUUCUCCAUACUAGUCUUCGUUUUAUGUUUAAUCAGUUUUCAACAAUGUUUUGACAGUUUCAUAAUCGUUGUUACUGACCUCUUUGGACGCAACUUCUGAUGAAAUAAAUAAUUAAACCUGUGUUGGUGCGGCCUUACAUCUGAUUUAUCUGUUUGAUUGGUUAUGUACUUGUCAAUAACUGAUAGUUGCUGUUUUUUAAUAAUGCAAGGCUUUGCUGAUUUUGUUUUCUUCAUGGAGCAUGCAUUAUUUUUCCUGCAGAUGAAGAAGAAAAUCUUUGGUGGCACAUGAAUUCCCCUGUUGCAUUAUUCUCUAGACUGCAUACCAAAGUAUAAUUUUCUGUUGAAAGUAGAUAUUGCCAACAUAGCCAUUUCGUCAUAGAAAAGAGCGAAAUUGCAAGGGUGUGCAGCAUAAAAUCUCAACCUUCUAUGCAUCAUUUUGCUGGAUCUACACCAACGAAGUAUAGACCAAAGUAAAAAGUACAGACUCCCCAAAAUUACGGACUCAUCUCUGUACUGCUUACACUACGUGCAUUCCACACUCUGAUCUGAUCAAAUACCCAAGAAAGAAUCGUAGUAUCUGUCUUGCCCUCUCUUAAAAUGAGUACUAAUUAAAUUGGUUAUUUCUACGUUCAGGAUUGAACCUGAGCAUCUUCAUGAUUCUUUGGUGGCCUUCUAAGGAAUCCUAAUUUUAUUGUGCGGGCAAUUAUCUGAUAAAUACUAGAUUAUUUAGUUUUUAUCUCUCGUGGAUUCCAUAUAGUUGAGCACCGAACAAUAAGCUCUAUCAUCUUAUACUAUUGGAUAUCCUUCAUCUAAAAAAAGAAACAGAAUUAAUCUGUUAUAAGCUUUUAAAACGCGUUUUGCACUUUUUCCUAGCUCUGGAGAGGUAUCUGGGGUGAAUGGAUGAGUUCUGGAGGUUGAUUUCAUUCUAGUUUAUUAAAGCAUCUUUAGCUGCCUGAUAAAAAUGUUGGUUAGGAUGACUUGCCAAAAUAUGGAUUGUAGGGUGAAGAUUUAAUUUCUUGAAUUAAUAAUGUAAUUACGAAGUUCUUUUAAAUUUUGUGGUAUGCACAUUUUUGGUUUAUGAGACCAGUUUCAAUAUGCUACUUUCUAGCUGUCUCUAUGAGAAUAAGUUGGGUCAGAGUCGCUUUUUAGCACUGUUCCUUUAAAGUACUAUGUAUACGCUUUAUUUAUUUUGCUUACCUUAAUUCAGUUUUAGUCCGGAUUUUGUGAAAUAUUGUGAUGGACUUAUAUUUUUCAUAUUUUAUGUCUCCUUUGGAUUAUUCUUUUCCAGUAGAUUUAAUUUAUUUAAAUUGUGCAGGCUCAGGAAUGAGAAAUCAUUACUAUUCUCAAAGGUGCUGUCGUGUAUCAUUAGAUUACUGCAGCUAAUUAUUUCCACUGUUGAGGAAAAACACAAAGAACUUCACUUACGAGGCUCUUUGGGUGUUGCCUCUAUCACAGAACUAUCUGGAUCUGCUUUGUCUUCUCUUUCUUGUCUUAUUCAAUGCCCACUGUUCUGUGUUCUUGGGGAUGGAAGUGCAGUUCUUGGUGAAUUUCAUGAGAAUAUUCGUCAGUCAAUUGAGAAGCUUCUGCUGGUUAUAACGAAUCUUCUUAAGGAUUUCGCAACUUGUACGGCUGAUGGUGAUUUGAAGGGAGAAACCUCACAACAUAUUUGUUUAAUUGCUGGCGACGGGAUGAAAAUUGUUGACAUGGAAUUAGAUUUUGAUGAUGGCCCUAAAGAUGUUGAGGAUCUAGCGGUUAAUGGGGAUAGUGUUUCUGGUGUUUCCUUUUCUGUUCUGCAGUGGAAGUUGGAUAUGAUUUCUUCUAUUUCAUCCUUCUUCACAGUUUUACCUGCUACCACGUGGGAAGUGAUGCUUAAUUUGUUGGAAAAUGCAUCUGAUGCUAAGGUUGUUUAUGCUUAGAUAUUUACUAUAUUGGUUUUCGGUUUUCAUUUUUCCACUUUUGUGAGUGUUUUCUUUUAUAUUUUUAGGUUGCUGAAUGUCUCAUUUUUUAUAUCUGCAAGUGUUUUCCACUCUCCAAAGGGUCACUCUCUCCAUUGGUAAUGUAGAGGAUCUAUGUAAUGCUAUUUAGUGAAUUCCUUUGAGGUUGCAUGCCAGUUUUUGAUUGAUGUAUAUUGUUCCUUUUCUCUUAAGGUCAUUUCGAUGAACAAGAUGAUAGAUUCAAGUGCAAGCCGUAGCAUUUGCUUCGUUAACAUCUUAACUGCUAUUCAUAGCUUACUGAGGUCAGUCUCCUCCAAGAACAGGAAAAACGAUGGUCAUCUUUGGCAGCCUAAGAGACAGAAUGUUUCAGAACAGGUAGCAUGCUUGACAAUAUCAAGUUUGUUUCCUUAUAUCAUUUUGAAAGCUUGUGCGUCAUAUGGUGUCAAGUAUCUGCAUUGGUACCAGUUUUACAUACAGAUUAGUGAUCUUAUCCUUGAUAACUGUGCAGUUGUAAUCUAUUACUGUGGUAGUGAUCUUAGAGAACAUACAUGGAAGUUCAUUAGUAACUGCAGAAUAUAAAGUGAAAAAGACAUAAUUUUGCAAUACAAAAGUGUUAAACAUUUCACUACUGUAAAAAUGUACAAACUUGAUGAGGGGCUGAGUGAUUGUUAUCCUAUAAUUGUGUUAUGGAAAUCAGGAUGGAAUCAAGGGAAUAUUAGAUGGGAAUGUCAUAAUAGUAGAGGAUAAAAUAUUUAUGCUUCAGUUUUUUGUUUGCAUAUUUUAAGUAUGACUGUUUUUCAUUUUAAAAAAUUAAUAUGCUAAUAUUUCAAUAAUAACUGUAGGCUCCAGUCAAAAGUUCAGCUGACUUCGAAUUGCAGGACUUAGCCCUUCUUGGAGCCUUGGUACACAGAAUUGGAGAUACAGAUGUUCUAGAUUGGUCUGGCCGUGUUGAACUUAUUGAGUGCGUUUGUGGUUUCAUUUUGCUUGACCCUUCUACUGGCCAGGUGAUAAAUUUUACAGGCCAAAUUAAUAUUUCUAACGUCUAUUUGAUCUGGUUCUUUAUUUUGUUGGUUGUACAAAUUGUUGUGAUUUCCUUCUCAUAGGAAAUGGUUCCUAGGCUACUGGCUUUGCUUCAAGAUCCUGAUUACAGAGUUAGGCUUUUCUUGGCAAGACGAAUUGGAAUCCUUUUCCAGACAUGGGAUGGGCAUGAAGAAUUGCUGCAAGAUAUAUGGUAUGCUCAUUCUUUUUCUCGUAUUUAUCAGCAACUGGUUUAUUGAUCAGCCAAUAUUAUUUACGAGAUACAUUUCUUAAUACAUUUUCCAGGUGACCAGCAUAAGUAUUCGAACUCCUAGCUUCUUCAAUCUUUAAAUCUAUACCUGUUAGUAUGGAUAAAGAAUGUUGGGGUUGUCGCAGUUUGGUGGUUUUUAUCUGUUCCAUAUAGUUUAACUUUUAUGUCAAAGUUUAUUAGUAAUCUUGGUGCAUUCUUCAUUUGGUGGUUAAUACUGUAUUGAUAAAACUGAUUCAUUCACACUUGAAUAUAUAUUUGAAUAUUUUCUAUGCUAAAAAUGAAGAAUGGAAGUUACGCAGAACAAGCUUUUUGCUAUAUUAGGCUUUCCUUCUAUUUUUCCUUUCUUUCCUAUUAUUAGAUGUAUUUCCUUUUUCGUGUUUCUGUUAUUAGACCUUUCCGUAACACUGGAAAGGUUUAUUAGACGCCAAUAUAAAUACUGGCGUACUGCCCUGAGAAGGGUUAAGUCAGUUUUUUCCAAAUUCACAGGAGAUCACUACUGUGCAUACACAUUGACCAGAAAUUUCCCUCUUGUCAAGGAAACUUUUGUCUAUUGUGGAAAGGAACCAAAGCCUAUGUCAUCCACAUGCCAGCUUGUUAAAUGGCAGUAUUCCCAAAAACUGAAGGAUAUGAUGCGCAACUUGGAUUUAUUGUGAAGUGAAACUUUUUAUUGGUUUUGGAGGAUACCUUGUGGUUACAUUACAGCAAAGAUAAAUGGGAACAACAUGUCACAAUUCAUCUGUAUGAUUGGGUAAUAGCUGCCCAAAGAUAGGACUGAUAAUUGCUAGUUGGUGUUAGAAUGGUCCAACGUUCCCACAUUUACGAUUGAUUAGCAGCUACUUUCUUAACUGUCAUCUUGACUUCCAACCUCUAUUUACUGUACCGCUGACAUGGCUGCUGAAAGUUGAUUUAAUCAAAUGAUGACCUGUUAGUCAUGGACUCUCUAGGGAGAAUGUAAUUCCGUCCGAAUCAAUUAACUCAUGCCUUUCUUUGAUGGAUGAUGAAAUACUCGCCACCUGCAGCAUUAUCCAUGUUCUCUACUUUUUAAUUUCUCCUUUAGCUAAAGUUUGCUUUUGUUCAGGAUACAGUAAGCUAUCGUAGAGGCCUGUUUCUACGUAGGCCCGGGAUUUGGCUUGCUCAUUGACCAAUGUCUUAAGGAACUCACCAAUGAGUUGGUUUCCCGUUAUGAUAGCUUGUCGGUCUCAUUGUAUAGGUUCUACAUGAAAGGGAAAAAAACUCUUUGAAUCGUUGCAUUGUUGCCACAUGGUAAUAAAUUUUUUGGAUUCAUUUCUAACUUUGCUGGCGUUACACUUUUCACGAUCCAUGAUGAUAUCUAGUCAUCUGGCAUGUUUUUGAUAUUCUCUGAUUCGUAUCACAUCCAUAACCACUUUCAGAUCUGAUUCAUGCAAAAUCUGGAAAGAAUGCCACUACAGUUGUCAGAUAGCUGCUGAAGCUUAGUAAAUCCGGAAGCAACUAAUAUGAAAUUUCAGUCUACAAGUAUAUGUGAAUCUUGUCUGCGAUAAUCACAGUUUUUGUUCAAUCUUUGGUUUCUGUGAACGAUUCAAGGGUAUUGGUGUGAAGGAGAUGAUGUUAUGGUCAUUAUUGUUUGUUGGUUUUGUUUUAAAGGAAAAUAUGCAUGCAUUGGUGUCAGGUGUUAAUGUCCACUGAUCUGUCUCUUACAUUUUUUUCUCUGGGUUAACUGUUGCUAUCUUGAAGACCUUCAAAAAAUUAAAUAAGCACUUUCACUGAUUAGCUUCUUGUUCUCAGUUCAAAUUUUGGUAUCCUGUUAGUAAUGGCUUCGAAAGAUAAGCUUAUUAAAGCUAGAGAGGUGUUGGCUGCUGGUUCUCAGUCUCCUAUGCGCUUGGAAACAGCUCUCAUAACUCUCGCCCACAUUGCAUUUCAUAGUGACAAAGUGGAGUUGAAGGUAAAUCAGUUUGGGUUCUCCGGUGUCAUGUUCUCAAACAGCUUCUUUUUUAUUGUUUUUUUGUAUAUUAAACGUCGCCAAUAAAUGGUUUUAUAGGGACAGGUCGUACACCUAACUUUGUAUGUUAGCUAUCACUUUAUUUUGAUUUUGGCCAUUAUCUUAGUCUAAAGGUAUGAAUACGCAGAUAUUUGAUAGAAAGCAACGGUUUGUAUGUUUGAUUAUAUAGGAGUUAAAUGGUUAAAUUCUCAUGUGCCAUUUUUUUUUCCAUGCAAUAUACUGCAUCUGUUGCUGGGUUCCAUCUUGUCAAGAGGAAAAAUGACACAAACUAAACGCUUAGCUACGGGCACUGGUAUCUAUACCAGUGUCUACAUGGACUACGUGGGCCGGAUCGGCCCAAAAAGGCUAGACGGGCCAAUCAGGUCCAGACGUAAUGGAGUCCAUAAUCUAACAUAUCUGAUGAUUUUAUGUUCAGUUAAUGGAAAAGAUAAGUUGCCUAUCUCAAGUCAGCCACGUGGCCAUCAUUAUUAUAUUGAUGUCUCAAGUUUUUCUUCUGGUUGCUUGUUAUUCAAUAUGGAAACAACAGCAGUGCCUUAAACUAAUGUCCAUGGUUUCCUAGCAUCGCUCAGAGUGAAUGUAGUACAGCCAUUCACUGUAAUUCUUCCUUGUGGACUGUAUACAUACGAAACUGGAUUCAAUUAAUUCCUGUCUUCUGUUUGACAUAAUUAUGGUUUUGGGAUGAAGGUUUGGGUGUAGAUUUGUGUCCUGUCAUUAUGUUUUUAAUGGUCAAACCGGAAUCUUUGUUAUUUUCUUCUCCUGGUAUAUUGCACCGGUGGUAGGGAAUUGAUUGUCUGGAAGUCCUGCGUGAACCAUGUGCACUUACCUUAAAAAUCAUUUUUUCACGUGAAGAUCCAGUAGGUAUUUCUUUGAUGGUUGAUAGUAUAAUCUAGCCACUUUUGCAAAAUUCCAUCCAUGAAGAUGAAAAUGUGCUGAUAUUUAUAGCUUUAUUCUUUUGAAGAUUAUAUAAUUUUUUCCGUGAUGAGCUGCUGUCUCAUCUCCUGAAUUUCUGUGGCAGCAUUGAUCUCAUUAUUUUCAGAUACCAUAUUAGAAUCGUUUGUUAAUUAUUUAAAAAAUGCUGUGCAAGUUUUUUGAGACGAGCAUUCUUUUCGUGGCUAUUCUUCAUGGUAAUGCUGGCAAAGUUUGUCAUUUUUUUAAGGAUUCCUGCGGAAGUUGUGUUUCCCUUUCUACUACAGUUAUUUUAAGAAUGCUGAUUUCCUCUCUUCUCUUCUUGUCUAUUAUGGUAACUGGACAGGUUGUUUUCAUGAUAUGUGCUAUCGCUGCAAUCAAUCCAGGUCAAAGGUAUGUGGGAUUGUGUUCGAUGGUUUUGGACUUUCAGUUUGCUUUGGGUAUUUCAUUCUAUGUCGCGCCAUUUUUUUAGGGAUAUGGUUUAUGCCUUGUUUGAUAAUCUAUCAACACGGCUAUGGUAUAGCUCUAGGACUAAGGUACUGCUUCAUAACUUUCUUACAUUAGUUUUUCUUAUCUACCUCAAUAAUUCGGAUUAUUAUUUCCUUACAUUUGAAUUAAUUUGUGAAGCAUAUCCUUUUGUUACUUAGUUGGGAAUACUUAUUUUUUGUGAAGCAUAGGAACGCUUUUGUUUGUUUCUGAAGGUGAAUUAGGAAAUUACUUUGUGCAGGAUAUGUUUACUUUUACACAUUCAUAUAUUCUUGGAUUUUGAAUUUUUUCAUGGAUCCAAUUUGUUGGAUUUCGCAUCCGCAUCUUUUUUUUUUGUUGGCCACAUUUCUUGUUGGAGUAUCAUGUUUUUUCUCUCCUGUUCUUUAUUUUUCUCGUUAUGGCUGAACUGGACCAGUCCAGACUGGUCCGGCUUAUCCUCUGUAUUAGGGAGCUGGUAUAAGUACCAGCCCUGAUGUAAAGCCUACCUUUGAGAACGUGAAAUAGGGAUAAGGGCUCUGGCUAUUUUCUCCUUUCCCCUUCCCCGCACCAUUGCUAUUGGAGAUAAGUGGAGAACGACAUUUCUCCAUCAUAACUGCAUAUCUGAGUUGUGUGAUCCAAUUUAUAUGACCCAGAUUUCACUACUGAGUCUUCUUCACGUUGGAGUUGACCAAUGUUUCACAGCCAAUGUUUUUCAUGGAAAUUGUACCACUAUUUUGAAAAGGCUAAAUCUGUGCUUGCUGUACAUUGAUAAGAUGUAAAAGAACUUGAAGUGGGUUCAAAUAACAUAAAACUGAUGGAUGGUCACCUCGCUCCUAUUUAACCUGUUCAAGGUGCUUCAUAAUUCGGAGCUUUUGGUUGUUCUGACUUUACAACUAACUCGUUUGAGGUUCAUGGAGCCUGUUUACAGAUGGGAUGGCCAGUUUUUGAAAAUCAUGCUUUAACUUAAAAGCAACUAUGGCAUUGGUUCUUUAUUUGACAACACUGCAUUCUUAUAUCUUGUUCUGUAAUUACUUUUUUCUAUCUGGAAAACUGUUCCACUUACCGUUUAUUGUGCUCUAUUACAUCUUCUGUAAAUCCUGAGUUUUAUUUUGUUUUGUUUUUUGUAGUAUUUUGAGGCGCUUCUUGGUCCACUCAUUUAUAUUUGGAUUACCUGUGAGUUAAGUUUAGUUUCUCUGGUGGAGGUAAACAUUUUAACACGUUGAAAUGUGACGUGUUGAAUGCCAUUUUCUCAGAAAUAAAUUAUGCAUUUUGAUACUGUUUAAUGUAUACAUUCUUCUGAAUGUAAGCAUGCUUCAUCAUCUUUUAGUGGUUCAACUUCUUUGUUGAUAAAGUUAUGCUGGCUCUCUUCUUUUUGUCAUGCAAACAUACUUUCACUUACAGAACAAAAUGAGCUUUCCUUGCUUUAAAUCUUGUGUGGAAAUCCUAAUAUUUGGUUGUUAUCAUCAGAGUUUGUUGGUAGAUUUGACUCUAAUUCAUCAAAAUGAUUUUAUUUAUCAUUAUCCAAUGAUGACAUCAUUGGAAUAUUUAAUUCACACAUGUGGUCGAUCUUCGUGCUUAAAAGUUGAAGAAGUUGGGCUCUUCUUAGCUCGCUUUUGUCCACUGUCUACACAGCAUAACAUUAUCCUCUGUUUUGUCCUCGAUAAAACAGUACCAUCACAUUCUGCUUUUUACUUCUCCACGUCACAAGAUUAUCACCAAAAGAUGUCUAAUAUCCAGAUGUUGAUCUCCUAUUAACUACUGGUCCUGAAUGAUCAGCAUUUGUGUAUGUCUCAAACAGCAAUUCUUCAUUUCUCUUAAAUAAAAUCUUUUCCUAGUGACUCUUUGAGAUAUUGUAACACUUGGUGAAUUGCCUACAGGACUUCUUUUGAAUUGUGCAUGAACUGGCUAAUCACACUUAUUGCAUAUGUUAUAUGUGUUCAUGUAUGAGACAGACAAAUGAUUCUUCCUACUAGGUGCUGAUACAGCUCUAUCUACUGUAGGGAUUAGUGCGUGAGAUCAUGAUUGCUUUAAGAGUUGUUGUACUUCAGCCUUAAAGCUUUCUUUAGAGCCCUUUUAAAAAAGAUUCCUUUUUACUCUUCUUUGAAUACCACCCCAAAGAUUCCUUUCUUUGCGAUUAUUCUUUCCUCACUAAUAUCCACAAUUACGUUUUUCAAUUUUAAUCUCAUGAAUCUUUCCUAAAAGGGUCAACAUCCUCUAUGCUGAUCAUGAAUAAGAGCAAACAAUACACACCCAAAGAUGUUAGGCACAAGAUUAGUUUUUAAUGGAACAUCUAAAUAAAAGAAUGACAGUAUUUCUAUGGGACUUUUUAAUCCUAUGGCCCUAGAGUGUAGAUAAUUUGUGAGGUGAGUAGCUGCUAAAGUUGAAUCUCCCAAAAAAAAAUUCAUGUACAUUGUUUUGAAAAAGAGCCCUCGUUACCUUGUGGAGAUGACCAUUUUUCCUUUCAAUUACUCCAUUUUGUUAUGUUGCAUUGGCACACGAAAAUUCAUGUAAUAUUCCUUCCUUUUGGAAAUAUGAGAUUACUAUUUGGUUGAAAUAAUCCCUAGCAUUAUGAGAUCUAAAUAUUUUGAUAUCGACUCCAAAUCGAUUCUUAAUGAAGGAACAAAAUUAUGAAAGAAUAACACUAACAUAUAAUUUAUUUUUUAUCAAAAAAAUCCAAGAGACCCAUGUACAGUCGGCAAUAAAGAUAACAAACGAUCUAGCACAAAAUAUUUGAGAUGUACGAUCCCAAAUAUUACUAUGAAUAUGAAAAAGAAAGAAUCAUACUCUUUUCAUUACUGAUGGGAAAUAAUAUACAUUUAUGUUUUGGGAAUUCGCAUACAUCAUACUUAAAGUCUUCAACACUCAGGCUUUGAAAGAGGGAUGAUGGAGUUUUGGUUGUAAAUGAUGGAUGGCCAGGUCACUGAUGAUAAAGCUCAAUGUUUUCCAUGUUUGAUCCAUGGGGUUCAAAGGAUAGGUUGCCCUUUGCAAUGUUCGAUUGACUUGAUGCUUCAAGGUAGUAGAGUCCGUUCUGUUCUCUAGCAUGUCCUAUCUUCUUCCUUGAUCCCUUGUCAUAACACAAUAGUUAUCAUAAAAAAUCACUUUUACAGCAGAGAUCUACAAACAAGCUUUUAAAUUAACACGAGGCUUGUAGACAAUCUAGGAAUCUGAAGGACAUAGCUCAAGGUUAAGGAACGAGUAAUGGAAACAUUCCCUACACCAGUUACAUUGAUUAAGGACCCUUCAGCCGUGGUUAUUUUCUUAUUUCUUGGAUAGGGAAAAUAUGUGGAAGAAAAUUUUGUCGAAUUGGUCACAUGUUCGGUGGCUCUUACAUCCAUGAUCAAAGAAGCAAAAAAGGAGUAUUUGAGGCAUUUAAUCCAACAAAAGAUGAAAAUUCUCCUGAAUGUGUUAAUGGGCAUGAGGCUAUAGACGAUUGCACCUUCUCGACCUCUUGGAUGAUAUGUUCCGACUCAUGUGGUGUUAUUUUGACUCGACUGCAUAACUGUUAAAUGAGUGUGACCACCUCUCCUGACUGCUCUCCCUUCUGUCCCCACUCCUGACUUUGAGGUCUCUCAUGAAGCUUUUAGCAUCACUCAUAAGUGUGGCCUGCCUUCUUGCAGUAGAUGCACCAUAAGGUAUCCCUAUGGUCACGGAUUGGAUUCUUUGAUUGUGUUAGUAGAGGUGGUGGUCAAGUGACCUUGACUGCUCCUGUUGGAUUACUGUCACCUCUAGCCACAAAUGUUUUGUUGUCUAUGCUUUGAUAUCACGGCAUUAGACCUCUUCUACUCUAUUCACGCCUAAUCAGGGUUACCACCUCACUGAAAGAUGGUUCUCUCUCUCAGCUGAGGAUCUGGAUUCUCACCUGAUGAAACUCAGGACUGAUCAACAAGAAGUUCUCGUAGAAUGAUUCUAUCUUCAGGAUAUCUCAUCUUAAUUGCCUUAUAUUGAUCAUUAUCUUUCAAUAAUAUAUUAAAAUGAUUCACGUACUCCAUUACAGUCUUAUCCUAAAUGUCUGGCUCUGGAAUGUCUGAUAAAUAUUAUCCUAAAUGUCCUUAGCUAUAGCGUCUUCUUCAUCCUACAACCAUGUCAUACUAAUUUGUAUUACUUACUUCUAUAGAGCUUGUAUUACUAACCUUGAGUUAUGUCUGGUAUCACUUAAUCUGGUUAUUAGGACACUAGACCUAUUAUCCAGAUUAGGUUAUUAAUAAUCUGUAUGUAUUAUUAACUUCUGGUAUGAUGACGCUCCAUCCGUGUCAUAAUCCUAGAAUCUUUUCCAUCCCCAGCUCAAAGAGAGAAUCUCCUAGCUUGGAUAGUUGGUAAUUUCCCAUGUGAAGGUCUAGAUGUAGAAGUCGUCCUAGACAUAUGUGAGCUGACAUAAAUUCCUGGUGCUCUUUCGCCUCCAAUGCACAGGAGGAGAGGAAUAAAUAUGCAUGAACCAGGUGCUCGUGUCGCAACACCAGGAAAUGAGAAGAGGCUUGACAGCCAGGAAGAAAAAGAGGCUCGACGUAAAUGUGAAGAAUACAUGAUAAGGAUGCCUAGUGGUGGAGAUGUCCCAAGCUAGCAGAGGUCCCUGAUCAAACCUUCAGCUCUGAUACCAUAUUGAGUGCUGAAAUUGUGAGCAGAGAAAUCCUAAAUCAUGGAUAAAAUGCUUGGGUCUGGUAUAAAUACAAGACUAGUUUGACACUAGGCAAUACAACUCUGGAAAAGAAAAAAAGACAAUAAAGAAAGGAAAUAAAAUAAAUAAAUAAAGUAAUAGGACUCAUUCCAACAAUGUUAUUGGUUUUGUUAUGUAAGUUCAAAGCUUCUUUUAAGAUCUACAGAGUUUUUGGUAUGUUUCCCCUUUUUUGAGACAAAAAAAGCAUUUAGUGUUCUCAGAUCAGCAGUAUAAGGACCAGUAUUCACCAGCCUAUUUAAAUGUUUUUAAAAGUGAUAACUGAAAGCAUCGUUCACAUGCAUUUAAAAUGAUUUUGUUUCUUCUCUCAUUUCUCAGAUGAUGUAUAUUUAUGCGAUGUUGUCGUUCUGCAGUUAUUUUCCAGAUAAUACUUAUUGUUGCGUAUAUUUAUCAUUCAGGUUCGAGAUCUCUUCAUUGUGAAAGCAGAACCAAAGGCCUUUUUACAGUUCUGCUGCCCAUGGCUUAUCUCAUUAUUACUUAUUAGGCAGGAUUUGGCUAAUCUUAAUUUUAUUUCUUCGGUACGUACAGGAAUCUGUUUAGAAGCUCAUGCAUCACUUAAUCUGGUUAUUUCUGCAUGCAUCUAGUGUUUGCUACGCUGUAUUUGACCAUUAUAUUCUUACUUGUGCCCUAGGAUGCUGAUUAUGAGGAAUAUCUUUUCAGUUGUGGUCAAUAUGUAGGUUACACCAGAGUAACUCCUAUCUUUUACAUUUAGGUGGGUUUUGGUAAUUCUUAGUGUAUUGCUCUUCCUUUAGGGGAAGGAAUAAUGUUAUCUUAAAACUCUAAACGGUUUAGGCAUUUACACUAUUGAAAUAAUAAGAUGUACUAUGCCUAUGGGUGAGUAGAGGCUUCGCUAUUCCAGACCUUGGAUUGCAGCAUUUUCUGUUGUUAAUUGAAGCACAUGUUUAUGUGCACAUGCUCAUAACCAGUUUUGGAAACCAUGACUUUGGUAAAGCUCUAUAAUUAUGCCGAUUUAAUUUUAUAAACUAUGAGAGUUUUGGCCAUUACAAUCUGUGAUCUUUGUUUAUUUCUUUUAUUUUUGUUUGGUCUGUCAUUUGUAUGAUGUCUUUGCCAUGUUAUUUUGCUAAAACUUAGGUAUUAUUCACGACGUAAUUUCUAAUACCGUUUUUCGUGAAUGAUUAUUUCCAAGACUGGUUGGGGCCUACUCUGCUGUCAAAUGGACUGCAAUGCCUGGACAAAGAGAAUUCGCAAACACAAUUUUUCAUUUAGUGCCAAAACGGAAAAUUGGAAUUCAAAUUCAGUCAUUUACCGUACACCACAGUCCUGUGGAUCAGAAAUGACAUAAAAGUAGAAAGUUGAAGGUUUUUUCAUGAACAAGUGCAGCAUCGUGAAGAAUCUUAUCAAGUUGAUAGUUGGUAGCUUGUUUAGUUGUCAUCUGAAUGUUUUUUCUUGUCUAAUUUUAUGGAUGCAGGUUGCUGGUCAGCCUUUAGCUGUUCUUUCGAAAAAGCAUUUUGUUAAAGUUUUUUCUAUCUGUAUCGCAUUACGAUCUAGUGCAAAUGCGGACAAUGAAGCAGGAGAAUUUGUAUUGUCCAGUUCAAUUUUGCACAUUGCUGAGAUUUCUGAGCAUGAACGUGACGACCUUAUAAAGAAACACAUGGUCUGAAUUUAUUGUUUGUUUAUAUUUGCAUUUUACUUAAACAAUAUAUUGAUUUCUUUUUUCCUUUUAUAUAAAAUAUUAGAUCAUAUAUGCCAUCUUUUUUGUUUGAAAACCUUUUUUUCUUUUGCAUAAGGGCAUCUGUCAGGGUAUUUUAUUCGCUUGAGUUGUGUUCAACAUCAGAUUUUCCCGUAUACCAUUUUUUAUUUCAUGUUAUUUGUUUUGGUGGGUAGUAAGAUGAUAACGCGCUGUCUACCAAGUGUGUUAGUAAUUCAAUGCUAUUACUUAUUUCACUAUCAGAAUGAAUAGCUGUCUAAAUUCGCAGCUAGAUUCUGAGCUGAUUGUGAUCACAUCACUUCGAUCAGUCUGUUCAGGGGAAAUAAUUUGAUGUGGUACGUAAAUAAGAUGAGCUCAAUUUGAUAAAGUGAACAUGGAUAUAACCCUAAAUAUGCUAUAUGUGCAAUGAAAUAAGUUUGAGAUCUUUAUUGGCAUCUCGUAAAUGCUCGCUUGCAUUAUUCAUAUCAUUUUAUCCAAUAUCAUUCGUGCUCCUUGAUUUCUACGUCAUUUAACAGUGUUAUAUUCAUGUUUUGCAUGCUGUUCAUGGUGAACUUGGGAACUUGCCAAGUUGGUGCAUUACUUUGUAAUCUGCUUAAUAUUCUCGUCCUUUUUGUGUAUAGGUGUCAAUUGUCAGCUGCCUUCUGUCGCUUACUUUCUGUGGAUCAGACCCACCGAUACCCUUUUUUUCCAUGGAGACGAUCGCAUCUGGCAUAAAAACAGUAGUUGAUGGUUUCUUAGAGAUGUAUAUAUUUUUUAUUGAAAGUUAUCUUUUUUCCUCCGGUUUGAUGUUGACUUCAAAAAUUUAUUAUGUAUUGGUCUGGAAUACUGCAGAGAUGAUUCUAGUACGGCGGAUGUGAUUAUUGAUAAACUUAAUGUCUUUCGUCCGGAUAGGGUAUUUAAGGUGAUACUUAUCGGCUAGUAGUAUGACCUGUUGUUUGAUCUGUCUGCUUGUACGUUCUUUUCUCAAUUCCUUUUCAAUAUUUGCAGUUUCUUUUAGAGAUUCAUUACCAGAUAACAAGUACUGCUCAUCAUCGACACAAGCGUCAUGUGUUGUCUAGUGUUGAGGUUCUUAUGAAAACAAUUGGACAUAAAGCCACCGUUUCGAGCACUUCACUGUGAGAUAUUUCCUUGUACCUAAAAAAUUGAUGGUCUUAUUUGAUUUACUGCAUCCUAUAGAACAAUGACGAUUCUUUAUUCUGUCAUUUAUUUUCUUUUGGCUUAGUUUCAGUUUUCCUAUUUUACAUGGUGUUAGAGCCUAUAUGCUUUACAUUGUCGUCAUCCAGCUCAUAGGGUUUAUUGGAGCCAUAUGCUGUUUGUUUUUCUAUAAACUGAAAGUAACCAGCUACUUUGGCAUUCCUUUUGCCACCUUGGUGCGGCAUCAAAAGUUCGUGGUCAAUGGCUCAGUAACAUGUUGUUUCAAAAGUUCCUUUAGCCUAAACACUUCUUGUUUGGCAAACCCCUUUAUAUUGUCAAGAAAAAAAUUGGAUUAAGCAUUCCUCCUAUUGGAAAUUGAAGAGAAUGAUAUGCUUGGCAUGACACUCCCGUUUAGGGUCUGUUGUCACACAAUUUAUCUGCUUAGUUGAAGGGUGGGAAAUGGGUUUUAUCUAACUGUACUUCAAAUUAACUGAAUCUUGGCCAUGUAGAUUAUAGAGGGUUAGAGUAUGUUUUGGCUUCAAUCGUAUUUAUUAACCUCCUUGUGUCCAACAUCAUGUUUCACUUGUUUUGUGGAUGAUCCUGAGAUUUUGCAGAUCACAAAAUAUCAAUUUCAUAUUAUAACAUUGAUGUCGGCGACUUAACCACUGUGUAUGACAUUGUUGAAACCUAUGGAUCUUCAGAAGUCAAGUUGUUGAUGAUUGAUAUUCCUCUGUCUCUCUCAUUCAUUGCGUUCUGUCAAUAGGUUAUGAAGAAAUGCUCAAAUUUUGAUGUCUUAUGUUGCACCUUGUAAAAAUCAUUUUGGUGGAUAGUUGGCUGAUAGUGUCACACAGGAAAAUGUAAAGUUGAAAAUACUGCUGUUGAUUUGACCAACUUUGAUCAAACAGUUGGUUCCAACUGAUGCAACCAAUUGUUUGAUCAACAUGGCAUCAGGCACCUCCUGCUUUACCUCCAUGUAGAAAAAAGUGUGGAUGAGAGCCCUAUGGAAGAUCUAGUCGUUAGAGCAAUGAUCUGCGUCCUAUUUAUAUCUGUUUAUUGCCAAUGAUCAUUCUGUAUCAAUUCUGUCGGAGAAAAUGUGAAAUUUAUUAUUUCCUAACCUGUAUCUUCUUUAAUUUGUUUCAAUCUGUGUUGGCAGUUACAUCUUCAAUUUAGUUGGGCAAUUUAUUACUGAUCCUGCUUUGCAAGAUCAGUGCUGUGAUAUCUUGUCCAUGCUACUGUCAGCCUUUCAAAUUUCUUCUACAAAAGAUGAUGUGAAUGUACUUGGUGAACAACUUCAGGUUUUCUUUUUGUGCCCUGAUAGCUUCAGUUGACACUGUUUCUCUCAUCUUAUUUGUAAUUUUUGAUUUUUUUGACUAUGCAGUUUUUGGUCUCUAAAUUGGUCAUUUGCUGUACUCCUUAUGAGACGAGAGAGGGUCCCAGUUCUCCAUCAUCUAAGAUUCUAUCUUUGCUCCAACAGUUAACUGUGGAUGCCGAUAAGUCUCUUUAUGACUACAUCAGAGUAUGAAAAAAAUUCGUUUCUCUAUUGUAGAUGUUUUGUCUCAGGUUUCUGAAUUUUUCCAUUAGCACAGACCCCAUGAAGUUUAAUGCCUUUGUUUCUAUGAUUCCAGGGACUGGAACCCUUUCCUGAUCUUCCUUGUUUUGAGAGAAUCAAAAGCUUCCAUGAUGAACUUUGUAGGGCUAACUGCCCUCGGGAUCACUUUUUGAAAGUAAAUGAUCCUCCAUUAGUUCCAGAGUGUUCAUAUUUUCUUAUAGGUUUCAAUCUUACUCCGAUCUUAUUGUUUCCCAGCUCGUGAAGAAAAUUAGCUACCUUCCUCAGACACUUGUCGUUUGGAGGUAACCUCCAUUCAUGCUUACUACGUUUGUGCUUAUGAAUGUCUCUCUUUUUUCCUCAAUAUCAAAACACGGAUUUGUGUCUUAUUUUUCAGUCUCCGCACUUUGACCACAAAUCUCCCAACAAGAAAGGGUGUCCAGCUUGAGGUGAACGCUAUUGGCAUAUCUGAGGAACUCAAUCUUUGGAAUUCUGACCCUGAACUAGUUUCUGGUGUCUGGGCUCUUCUUGGAAUUUGCGGCUCUAGUGAUGCCAAAGAAAUCAAGUCUCUGGUUUCUGCUUUCAUUUCUCAGGUUUGUUGUUUCGAGCAUUCUCAUAAUGUUUGUUGUAGUGUGUGUAUUCAACAGCGACUGGGAAAAAAAACUUUUCUGUACAUAGUGAACUGCUAUUCCUUCUUUGUACCUUCUUAAUUCAUUGUUUGAGGUUCUUGUUUCAUUAAAACUUUUCUGGUUAUUAAAACUUUUCUGAUUACUUCCUGAAAUUAUUUGACCAUGUCCAGGUUGGUAUUGGGGAUCCUCAUCGUAUCGUCUUCCAUCUGCCAGGAGAUACAGCGCGAAAUGAAACUUUUUCAAAAUAUGGCGGCAGUAUUGUUAGCAAUGAAAGCAUUCUUAGUGAUGUGGGUUUUUCGGAAGAAGUGUUGAUUAGUCUUAUUAGAUUAUUGAAGAAGUACUUCCUUGAUGAUGGUGUGACAGUGGUGGAUUUGACUUCACGUACACUCCAGGUGAGUCAAUUGAAAUGAGAUAGUCAAAUCUGGUGAAUGGUGUCAAUGUCUUAAUUUUGAUGCGGCAAGGCCAUUCGAGUAAGCUAAAAGCCACUUGAGAUGGUCACACCAACAUGUUUCAUCUUUUUGAAAAUUAUUGUGCUGUCCAAUUCAAAAUGAGUCGCCGUUGAGUAGAGAAGGCCGUUCUGUAUGAUCACUAGAUUUUUUUUUCUAUGUCGGACUAUACCAUCAGAUGGCUUCGUGAUAAAGUUUGCAUGACAUAGUUGAUAUCUAUUUACCAAGGUUACGAGUUGAAUAUCAUCUUAAGUAAUGGUUUUUUUUGCUAAUACUGUCACUUAUGAAAAUCUCACACUCUUGCCAUGCACAUCAGGUAUGUAAGGCUACUUGAAUUUUUGCUUCUGUAUGUUUGAACGGGGUACAAAGGCAAUAAGAAGGAUGAAAAAAAAUAAAGCAAUGCAAGAUAAUUAUGAAAACUAUCUGUUUAUAGGUGAUUUAUCAGAGUAUUUCACUAGUUUCUUUUGUAUUGGCAGAGGUAAGGUCAGAAGUGUUUAGGCUAGAUAGUCAAUUUAUUUUAUUUUCCUCCCCUAACUUUGUAAAUUUUGGCUGUGGAUUGUAUGCAAUAGGAAGCAAAUAACUCACUGUUAAACAUUUCUGAACCUCACUAAGGUUUUGCUUAAUCCACCAGGGGAUUCUUUCAACCGAGAUGGGUCAGUGUGCUCUUUCUUCCUUCAAUGGUUACGACAAGUCUUUAAUUUCUGUAUGUAUACUAUGACAGAAAAAAUAUGUCAUUUGUAUUGUUUCUGUAAUUCCUAUAUGUUUUUUCAGGAUUAACCUCUUCACUUUCUUCUAGGUUCAUUCAAAAGGUGUUAAUUCUGAAGUUGUUGAGAAGUUGAUAUUUGAUUCUAGAGAGAAGCCUACAGGUAUUGGAAUUAUUCAUUUGCAGACUCUCCCUCAUGUUUCUAGUUUGAGAUGAAAGUAAUGUAAGAUAUAAAAUGUUUGCAAAAACUAGCAAAUAAUGGGACAGAAAUGGAACACUAGGAAAAAUCCUAGGGUGGAAGAUGUACAUUUGAGAAGCAGGAGAAAACCGUUUCUCCUUAGACAGGAUGGAGGGUACCAUCAGUGAUAGGAGGAAGCUCAGAACUCUAAAAGAACCUGUCGGACAGGAAGGAGGAUACUUUUGGCUGUAGGAGGAAGCCUAGAACCCAAAGAGAGACUGUUGGAGGGGGGUGGCAACAUCAGGCAGUAGUAGGAAGUCAACACCAAGAGAUAAUACUGAAACCUUUGUCUAGACGGUGGAGAUUCCUUCCCACUCACCAUUCGAACUAGGAGAGGAAGUAGAAGAGGCUUGAUGCUUGAGCCACAAAGCAUGUACAGGUCAACUAUAGUGGCUAGAGGUGGCAAUAAUUCGGCCACAAACAUUGAGAGAGCACAGGUUGCUGAGAUUGACCAUAAGGAUAGCUUAUGAUGCACUUACUGUUAGAAGCCACAACAUACUCUUGAACGAUGUUGGAAGCUCCAUGGAAAACCUUUGAGUCGAGGAAAAGGACAGAAAAGAGAGCAGCCAAGGAACAAUGGUCGAGCUCAUGUCAUGACAGUGCAUCAGAAUGAAGCAGCACCGAAGGAGUCAGGUGCUCUCAACCAAGAAGAGGUCAAGAGGGUAAGAUCUUUCAUUGGGAAUCUUGACAAUGAAAUCUGUUCAUUAUGUAGAAAUUGAGGGUUCGUACUGGAGGCAUAUACAGAUGUUGAUUAUGCAGGGUCAGUGGUUGACAGGAGAUCAACCUCUAGAUAUUGCAAUCUCAUGAUGUGGAGAAGUAAGAAAUAGAUCGUGAUAGUACAAUCUAGUGCAGAGGCUGAAUUCCAAGCAAUCGUUCAAGGUCUAUGUAAACUACUUUGGCUCAAGUUCAUCUUAGAAGACUUGAAGAUUAAGUGGGAUGGCUAAUGGGUCUGAAAUUAGUAUAGCUCACAACCCAGUGCAACAUGAUCGAACAAAACAUAUCAAGAUUUUCAGACACUUCAGAGAAAAGUUAGAGAACUGAUUGAUUUGUACAUUUCACGUGUCUACACGUGGCCAACUUGCUGAUGUACUUAGGGAUUUAGUCUAGUAUUUCAUAGUAUUGUAUCUAAAUUGAGACUUGAGAAUACCUAUUCGCCAGCUUAAAGGGGAGUGUGGGAACGAACAUAUAUUUAGGAGUUAGUUUAUGUUGGUCGGUUUCUAGUUGAGAGCAGUUUCCUAUUUUGUUAGUUUCCUAGUUGGUCAGUUUCCUUAACCUAGUUAGUUUCCUUUUUUAUGGCCAGGGUUAUUGUAUACAAUUAGCAAUUGUUCCAUGAUUUGAGGAGCAGAAGAGCUUUUUCCCCAACCGUUUGUUCCUGUAUGGUUUGAAUUAUGUUUGAAAGGAAUUGAUUUCUUAUUGCCAUUAGAUGUCAUUAGUACAGAAGACUAGGUUUGGGGACGACGUAGUUAAAUGACUACCCUAAUGAUGAUAAAAAAGGAUUGGGAUUUUUCUAGGACCGUAUUUUGCUUUGAUAUCAUGUUAGCGAAUACCAGAAAAUGGAAGGAGAGAGGUGAAACACUGGGAAAAAUCUUAGAGCAGAAGAGGUAUACUUUCAACCCUAUGUCCAAAAUUUCUCUUUUAACCCUAUGUUUGACUACGAUUUUCUCGUUUCAUAAGCCUCUGUAUAAACCUCUGUAUACAUGGGCAGCCAUAGAGAAUUUUUCAUAAUCAUGCCUGGUGUUGGCUGAAUGGUGUAAAUUUUUUUGUCUGAGCUUAUAUGUUGAUUUAUGUUCUACCAUCUUGCGUUUCAUCCUUCAUAUGCUAGGAUCAAUGCACUGAAGCUGCGUUUCCCCUCUUUUAGAUUGUAUUUUUCACACACCAGACGCCUCAUGUUUUUUUUAUUAGUAUAAUUAUUCAAAGCGAUAUGAACUAGAAUUUCUAAUUUUAUGAUGAUCCCCUCCCCCCCCUCCCACACACACACCGUAGAGGAUCUCUCGGCUACAGCUUUGUGGAGAACUCAUUCAAAAAGCUAUGAGAUGUGGAUUUGUUCGCUUGUUCACUCGCUCAUUUGUUUUAGUGAUGACGUAAUCUUAAGGUAUGAAGUGCUUUGCUUCCUUAAACACCAACUUUCCACUGUUAGGUGUCAGUGAAACUGCACUGUUGUUAGACAUUGGUAAAUAGUCCUUUCAUUUUCCAUGAGAAUUUCAGGUUAUGUCAGGACAUUGUACUGUUGAAAGUGGAACUGGCAGAGCUUUUGCUUCCAAGUGUCUUGGUCAACAUAUCUGGGAGGAAUGAUUCUGUAGUUGAUCUUUGUCAGAUAAUCUCAAUGAAGGUUGUCAAAUGCAUCAAUUAUGUAUCCAUCUUCAGUGUCUUUCUUUGUUUUCGUUGGUAUCAUUUUCUGUAUUUCUUUUGUCUCUUUGUUUGUGUUCCCCUGUAGCUUCAUGGAACUGUCCUUUUAAUAUGGUCAUAGAUUUUUAAAGACAAGUUAUGCGGAACUGUUUGAUCCUGAUUGUAAUUGUUUCAGCUAAGAGGGAACCUGAUCCUGUUAAUCAUAUGUUGCUGUUCUCUAAGCAAGGAGUUGGUGUGUUAAGAGAUUGAGUGCUGAAUUUAUCCGUACAGUUGUGGUUACACUUUUUUUUAUCGUUUCCUUUCUUUCACAAUAAUGGAUUAUAAAAUGUUGACUUGUAGAAUCACACAGUGGUGUUUACUGAGUUAAUUGUAAUCGUAGUUUUUUUCAGACAUGAUAUGCGAAGCUGUUUCAUCCUGAUUGUAAUUGUUUCAGCUAAGAGGAACCUAAUUGUAGUUUAAAGGGCAGUAAAUAAUAAAUAUUUGUUUUUUCCUUUUAUGUUCCUAACCUCUAAUAUUCAUUCAUAUUUUUUCACCGAUUCUAUCUUUAGAUUUGGAGUCACCAUUUUUCCAGAUUAAUGAGCCAAUUAUUCUUUAUCAUCUGAUCUGUUGCGUUUAAUAAUUUCGUGCCAUUGCCAUAUUGAUGAGUUUGUGGAAUAUGCUUGACGACAAAUGCUUCAUUCAUAAAAUUCUAAUUUCCUAUUUCCUGCUUCAUAUUGGUGUUCGAUUUCGAUGUUAGGUUUUUUUCUAAAAAAUUACUUUAAUUACGAAAAGGUUUUUUUUUUUUCAGUUCCUUAUUCUUUGAUAUAGUCAAUUGUCAUGGAAAAUGUACUGUAACAUAUUUUGAUCAGAACUGAGGAAAAGAAGUUAGCUGAUCUCAGCCCCAACUGCCUGAUCUGAGUUGGGAGUAUUUGAUUCCAGCCAAUUUCGGGGAUAUUAGAGUGUUUCUGAACUUGAUAAAAUAAAGGAAACGAGUAGCAGACAGAAGAGUGGAUAAAAGAAGCAGAGGUCUGUGUUUGUGGCUUGUGUAAAAUUUUCAAGCGGUCGUCAUAAUCUUGUUCUAAACGUUCUUCAGUUUAUUCAAAUACAUGAUCAUAGUAAUAUCUGAUAUGAGUCUGCCAAUCUUUCUAUCGAGAAUGCUGAUUCUCAUAUGUAUAAGUCUGAUCCAUGUGUAGAAAGAGGCAUAAAGAAGGAAAUAACUUUCGAUUUUUUAUGUGUUACAACUAGAGAGAGAGACAGAGAAGGAGAAGGAGAGAGAUGACAGAUAUGGAAAGAGUACUUUGCCCUAAUCUUGGAGUCUAGCAUAUAUACUAGACUCUAAAUGGGCUUGGGUGGACCAGUUCCGCCCAGAUAGUUAGAUGGAUGGUCCAGCCUAGACAUACGCACUCCAACAGCCCCCCUCAAGCUGGAGUGUAUAUAUCAUACACUCUUAGUUUAUCGCAUAGAAAUUCAACUCGGUGGCUAUUCAGAGGCCUGAUAAAAAUAUUGGCAAGUUGAUCAUUAAAUUUAACAUGCACAGUAGUGAUGAGACGUGCCUGUAGCUUCUCUUUGACAGAAUGACAACCAACUUCAAUAUGUUUCAUCCUCUCAUGAAAUACAUAAUUAGAGAUGAUGUAGAUUGCUGCUUGAUUAUCGCAUUUGAGUUCCAUAGGACUAGGAUAAAGGAAAUCAAAUUCUUCAAGAAGAUGAUUGGUUUAUAUAAGUUCACAUGUAAUUUAUGCCAUUGUCCUAUAUUUUGAUUCAGUACUUUGGACUGUAAGAUGACCAUUGUUCUUAUACAAUAAUCUUUUGCUCAGAUUUCUCUUGAGAUAUCUCAAAAUCCGCAUACCUACAUCCAGAUGUUUUGUGUGUGGUCAUUCUAUGAACUGACUCACUACACUAAUAGCAAAAGAAAUAUCUGAUUGGGUGAUGGUUAAAUAGUUCAGUAUACUAACUUGACAUCUACCUCCCUGGAUUCUCCAACAUGGCUCUCUCAUCAAGAGAUAAUUUCAAGUUAGAAUCUAUCAGAGUGGUAGUUGAUUUUGUAUUUGACAUACCCAUUUCCUCAAGGAGAUCAAGGACAUACUUUCAUUGGUUGAUCGCAAUACCCUCCUUGGAUCAAGCAAUCUCAAUUCCCAAAAAGUAUUUAAGAUUACCAAGGUCUUUAGUGGCAAAAUGUCCUUGUAAGAAUUCCUUGAGUUGCGAAAUAUCUUUGUGAUCGUGUUAGGUGAUAAUAAUGUCAUUGACAUAGAUGAUUAGUAAGAUACAACCAGAAAAUGAAUGUCUAUAAAAGAUUGCAUGAUCAAUCCCACAUCUUUGAAGAUCAAACAUAACUAUAUUACUACUGAAGUAGCUAAAUUAGGCUUGUGAAAAUUGGUUAAAAUCAUAGAGAGAUUUUAGCGGAUGAUAAAUCAUACUAGACUCCCUUUGAGCAACAAACCCUAAAGAUUCCUCUAUAUAAAUCUCUUCUUAUAAAUCACCAUGAACAAAUGCAUUCUUGAUAUUUAGUUGAUGAAGAGGCCAAGAGAACCGUACAGCUAACUUUAUUACGGGGAGAGAAUGAAUCUAAAUAAUCCUCACCAUGCACCUAGACCAACUUUAACAUUGAAGACCCAUUUGCACCUGACAACAUAUUUAUGAGGCGGUCACACUAGGUACCAUUUUACUUGAGAGCAAUCAUCUCCUUCAUAGUUGUAUGCCACCCAAGAGGACCAAAUGACUCUGAAACAUUUUUAAUAGGUACAUCUAAUAAGGUCAAGAUAAAUGCAGAAUUGGUUGAAGGCAAAUGAGUACUAGAGGUGAAGGAAACAAAACCGUUUCAUAUUUCGUAAGGCAAUGGGUAUAUCCAAGUUACUUGGGACAGAAAUAUUUUCAAGCUGACCUUCAGACAUAUUGGGGAUUGGUUGUGGAUGGAACACUUUAUUAGCUGCCAAAGAAGUCUAGAGAGCUCUCUACCUUGUACACUUCUGUAACACGGGGUUGACUAGCAGACUCAACAUGACUAUCAACUAUAUGAAGGUCAAUAUUAGAAAAAGAGCUAACAUUGCCAGAAACACUGUGCCAUAAAGCAAUGGGUUAUAAUAGUUAUACCCUUUUUAAAUGCAAGAUUAUCUUAAGAAAAUUCACUUCAUAGACUUAAGCCAAAUUUAUCUUGACCAACUUCUAAUUUAUAGACAAAAUAGACACCCAAAUAUUUUAGGUGGAACACUAUAUAAUGGCUCCCUUGGGUGAAAAAUAGAGUAAUAAAUUUUAUUCUCUAAAACGAAAGAUGACAUUUGGUUGAUCAGAUAUGUUGGUAGUUAGUACAACAUCUCCCCAAAAUUUUAUAGGAACGUGCAUGUGUAGGAAUGUAUGAGUAGUUUCAGUGAUAAGUCCAUGUUUCCUCUCAACAACACCAUUUUGCUGAGGGGCAUGAGAACAUGAUGAUUGACAAAUUAUCACAUGAUGGAGUAGAUAUUGUGAAAAGGAAGAGUUAAAAAUAUUCUUUUGCAGUGUCAAAAUGUAGCACGUGGAUGGUCUAGCCCAAUUGAUUUUUCAUUUCAGCACAAAAUGAGUAAAAGAUAGAGAAUACCUUAUAUAUCUCCAUUAUGAGAUAUAAUCAUGUAACCUAUGAGUGAACAUCAAUAAAUAUAACAAAGCAUUUGAAUCCAAAUUUGAUGUGACAUGAUUAGCAACCGAUACAUUUUAAUGAACCAAAUCAAAGACACACAUGACUAGAAUGUUGGUGAUUACUCAACUAACAUGACUCACAUUCUAAUGGCUCUUGACCAAUAAGAUUGGGAGUCAAUAACUUGAGAUUCCCAAGAGACACAUGACCCAAUUAGUUAUAAAUUUGAAGUGGUGAAGCAGUGACACACGUGAAAUGAGAAGCUUUACCCAAAUAGUAUAGUAAUCCAUGCUCAUAUUCUUCGUCAAUUGACCUCCAUGUCUUAAGGUCCUGAAUGAAACAAGAAUUAGUAUGACAACUUGAAGAGCACAAGUUUACUAAUAGAAAUAAGGUUAAAAGGAAACUUAGGUAUGUAAAGAACUAAUUUGAGAGAUAACUUAGGUGAUGUGGACACAAUCCCCUAAGUAGUGAUUAUGUGCCUCUGGACUAUGACUGAUGAUGGUAGAAUUAUGAUAUAUUUCAACUCAUCACCCAUCACUGGGAUAUUGAUUGUUGACCUGUUGACCUGAUCCAUGAUGUGCGGAGGCACCUCUGCUAGCCAAUGAUCGUUGAUUGUUGAUGGUGCGGGAUGCCCAGACGUUUGUUGAGGAAUUAGGGUUUGGCAGUGGCCCCAAUCCCCCCUUCUGAUUAGGGUUCCUCACUUGGACGAUGACUUGAGUUGUCCAAGCAGAACCAGGAAGAAAUGUUGGUCUGUGAGACAGCUAGAUGUCACAGGACUACACGAGAUGAUGUCAGGACAACCAAACUGAGGAGGUGGAGGAGGGGAAAUGGGGAUUCCGAAGCAUUCGUCCUCUUUGAACAGUGAGAGACAAUGCUGAAAUGAGGGGAUGAUGGCAGAAUGGCAAAAGAUGGUGCCGGACAUAGAGAGAUGCCUAAAGGACGAUCUGGGAGGCUUAGGACGGCUAGAUGGAGUGGGAUGCUGUCUAGGGCCCUGAUGCUGUGUAGACAUAUAUGCUCUAACAUUAUGGAUAUUAGCUGCCAUAUCAAAUUUUGGGUUCUGUGAUUCUUGGAGUUCGCCUUACCAUCCACCCUUUUCUCGUCUGCAAUUUCAAUUAUUAAGCUUGUAUGAUGAUACUUCAAUCUUCAGUCUCUCAUGAACUGUACUAAAAUAUUUUCUUCUGUGUUGAGAUAUUGGAUAAAUUUGACUGCGUUUUGUACUUGCCUGAAGAUGGGUUUGUGAUUUUCCUGUGCAAUCCGUUUUCAUUUUAUCGUGCCUUCUUUAUAGUGUAAUAAGCUGAUACGAUUACAGUAUUGAGUGUCAUUUGACAUAGUUCUAAUUGGCCUUAAAUAUUUUUUAUUAUAUAUAUAUAAAUCGUUCUACUGGCAGGUCGAAGAAAACAUAUUUCUUGAAUCCAACUAUGCAAUCAAAUCUAUCCAGAUCUGGUUGAAUGUGCUGAACAUUCUUCGAUCAUAUGACAACACAGAAAUGUCUCACUCAUUUCAAAGAACCUCAAAGGUUGGCUUAUUACGUCCUUAAGUUAGUAUUAGUUGAACUUAUUUUCCUUCUAUCAGAAGUUUCUUUUUCAACUUGUCUUUUUUAUUGAUUUCUCUAGCCAAGUAUAAUUUUGAUUUCACCAACAUAUAGUAAUGUGACUUGACUGUACGGAGGAUAUAGAAAAAGUGUUCCAUUGUUGGAUCAUUAGUUUUGGCCCGUGUCAGGGGCCGGUGCAGGGACUUGAACAAGCAUGUACGGAUCCUUAAAACUACGAGCAGCAAUAAUUUGAUCUGAAUAUACAGUGGCUCCCGAAAAGUUCUUGGUGGAAACGUUUAGUAAACAACCCUAGCUAUGGUUCAUGAAAGAAUCUUAUCCAUCCACUUUCAUAGAUGAAUGGAUCUCAAGGCUUACACAUAUGUAGUGCACCAAAAUCUUGGCCACUUUUGAGUUUUUUUUUACUCUAAAUUUAUAUUGAUAGAUAACUUGAGAUGAAGCUAGUAUGUAGGAGACAUGUACUAUGACACCAAGAUCUAAGGUAUAAUUGGCACAAUCCACUUGGAAGAAUCACUUGGUGUAAAACUGGUUUCUUGGAGAGAGAAGCUGAUAUGGACCCUUUUGAUCAUAUCUGUGAAGCGUUGCUACUGGAUUAGACUUUAAAGUACCUGAAGCUGUUUGCAUCUACAAUGGCGUUGUACCAAAUAUUGUUCUUAAUUUUCCAAAUUUAUGUUAAUGUGUUUCAAAUAGAAUGCUUAAUUUGAGAAUAUGAAAAUAAUUCCACCAUCAACCCUUUUCAGUUUGAUGAAUUUCUGUUUUUUUCUGAACAUUCCGGCUGAAUACACUUUUAUUUCCUUGUUUUUUCUGCUUCCGUUCGUCUAUCACUUAUUCUUUCUAACUUCUGUUAUGAGCUGUUUGCAGCAUGGUAGACAAAGUGUUCCAAGGACCCGUUAUACACCAGCGCUGCAUGUAGAGUUGUUAUCAAAUUCCUCGUGGAAGAAGGUAAUAUUUGAAAAAUGUGUCGCCAGUAAGAACUGCUAUUCAUUUUUUAAUAAUUAUCGUUGCUCCUUUCUUCAGUCUCGCCAUCUUUUAAACUCUUGGUGGUGAAACUGUAAUUCAUGUCAUUUUUUUUAUUGUUCCCUGAAAUUAUAUUGCUUUGAAAGUGCAUUGAUGUUUCAGAUUGAUCAUCUGCUGCUGGACUUUUAAAUAUAAGUUUUAGCACCGGAUCAAUCAUAAUCGUAGGUUUCGGUGUCAACAUUGGGUUGUCAUUUAUAAUUCCUAUAACUUGUGCUUUCUUGUAGUCUCAGCUUUUGAAGCUUCUCAAUCCAAAAGGUUUGGCUGAUAUCCUAGUCUAGCUUGGUGGGCUUCGAUUCCAUAACUGAUCUAGGUUGUUUUCGAAGGGGCAUAUUCUGUCUUUAUUUUUUUUGGGCAUAACUGGUGUGAGGGAAAUUCCUUUUGGGUUAAGGUGACGACAGUUCAUAUAGUCAUGGUGGAGGAAAAAUGAGUAGAAGAAGCUUUUGAUUCUGUGAAUCACAUGAUAAUAUGCGAAUCCAAUUCUUUUAAAAAAACUGGUAUUCCAAAGUGGAACAGAAGGGCAAUAGAAGCACACAUAGUGUUACCUGUUACUGCUCGUUUCAAUGCAGAGGUACUAGUGACAACGAUCAACUGGUUGUUUAUUAUUUGAUUCAGUUAUGUGUACUAAUUUGUUCAAGGAAAUUUGAAUGAAGUUCUUGUGCAGUAAUUCUCCUGGAGGACCGUGCUCUUCUAAAGAGAAGCUAUUAUUCAUUCAAAGGUAGCUUUGUGUUAGAAACGUAUUGGUGAAGCACUUGAUCCAUGCUAGUAAACUUUGCACGAUCUUAAGGAAAUAAGAUGUCGAAGGAAAUUGCCCUGUGCUGAUAAUCUCUAUUGAGACAGACAAACUGCCUGGUCAUAUUCGGAGGAACUGGCUCUUACAAGCUACUGACCGACCCAAUUCAAUUAGAGGUUAACAUUUUAUUGUUUUAUUGGAUCCAAAAAGGAGGUUUAAUUCAAAUGUUCCAGAGAACAUUUUAACAAAGAAAUCUCCCUAGCAUUCAGCUUGUAGGUUGCAGGCCUACUGUAAUAAUGUUACUGUAGAGAAACAUAGACACAGGGAGAAUAACCUCUGUCACUGAGGACAGAGGGCAGAACGGCAGACAACCGCCUCUCAUUUCAUUCACCUCUGGCAUCCCUUAUAUAGGGAGGAACCCUAGACAACUGUCCCAAAAUACCCUCGUUUUUUUGCAGUAUUUCCUAACGACUUAGAACUUCCAACAGUUACUUUGCUUAGUUGCCCUUUAAAUUCUAAAAUAGUGUAUUAGCGAUCAGAAGCCCCAGUGGACAGCAGCUGAUUUUAGUGGUCCACCUUCUAUUCUGUUGUAUCCAGUCCUGUCCCUAAAUUUACUUCUAGCCUUUGUGGUCUUCUUCUCACAAUGGUUUCUAAUUGUCUGAGAUGCAUUUAACACGUUUCUGAUGUUUGACCACUGGUUUCAUGUAACAGUCAAUUUUAUUCCUUUUGUUAUUGAUGUUCUGAUAUCUUUUGCUUUGCUUGAAGGUAUAUUGGCUCUCCAUUGACUAUCUUGUGGUUGCCAAGGCUGCAAUUGUGAGUACCAUUAUCUCCUUUUAUAGGUUCAUGAUAGUUGAAUGGAAAACAAGGGAAUCGCAUGUCUCUGGAGUGUCAAUGUUGAUGAUAUUUCUGAUUUUUAUGUAGUACUUUUAUUGAAGAAAAAUGAUUUUUUCGUGGUACCAAUGAUUCAUUUGUGCCAAUAUCGACAUAAAUGUGUUAACUAUUUGUUUUGAGUUCCAGGUUAUAAGUUUUCUUAUUUUUUCUUAAAGUUAUAUUGAAUACCACUGGAUAAGGGAUUCCUUCUUAUCCACAAUAGUGGGCAUAAGGGAACUUGAAGAGUUAAAUGUUUACUGAAGAGAGGGUGAGAAGAGGUCUUAAUAAUGUAAAAGUUUCAAAAGAACAAGCUGGAAGAAAUUAUUAAGUUGAGGAGGUGUAAUGAGAUGCUUUCCUUGUCAGUUGCUUAGAUGGAAAAUGUCAUCGGAGAAGAAGUAAACUGCAAUGUGGAUGGAGUAAACUUAGGCAACUGUAACUCCCCAAUGUCAAAAAAUAAAAACACCUUACCAUGGAAUUAUCGAGAAACUUAGCUCAAAGUAAGGUACGGAAUUCUAUCAAAAUUUUGAAUUAAACUGCAUCACUAAUAAAGGAGACCAAUUUAGUCGUGUAAUUUUUUUUUAUAGAUUAGUAUAACUCAAAGGGUUAAUUUUAACCAAGACAUAGGGUCCAUGUUGGUCCAUGUUUUUCAGAAUUUGAAUAUUCCUUCCGAGAUCAGUGGGGAGACUUGGGUGUAUGGGGAAAGAGGACAUGAAGAAAGAGAGAGGAAGAAAGAAGAAAAAAAAGGUUGUCUCAGAUGACACUAUCCACCUGUCUGUCUUUCCCUAUACUGUUUUCACUUGCCAAGUGUGCGCAAAACAUUAAUCUGAUUGGAUGGGGGUGAUUAACGGUCAAGUAGAUUUAUGCAAUAUUUUCACAUCUAAGAAAUAUACUUCUGAAAUUGUAAAAAAUAUCUAAGUCCGCAACCUGAUCAAUUAGUAUCUGAAUAAGGAUCAGAUCUGCUUGAUCCAUAAUCCCACGCUAAUUCCAAAGUACCUUGGCCAACUCAUACACUCCGGACUACUCUCUGAAAUGUCAUUUUCAGUUAGACUAUUGAUUCAUUAUUAAUUUUUUAAUUGAACAAUAUUUUUAUUUUAAAACUGUUUAUGUAUAUUUCAUUACUGAUUUGCUUUUCAUGAAACCUUGCUUGUAAUAUGUUAAAUUAACCUUUCCUUAAUAUGUUUCAGCACUGUGGCUCGUACUUCACUGCAGUAAUGUAUGUAGAAUACUGGUGUGAAGAGAAUUUUAACUGUCUCACAUUGGGGAGCCCAGACUUCUCGAAUCUCGAAUCGGUCAGCCUAAACCUUUAAGAGUUUCCAUUUCAGAGGUCACAUUUAUUGGUCUGAAUUCAGUCAUUUUUUAGCAACUGAAGUCUACAAUCAUUUGUUCAGACUGAUUUUAUUUUUUUUUCUAUACUACCAUUUAUCAUCCCACUUCAAUCAUCCAACGAAAUAACUGAUAUUUCUUGUUUUCAGCUUCCACCACAUGUCGAGCUACUCAUUUCGGCAGUCACUCAGAUCAACGAACCUGAUAGCUUAUACGGCAUAAUCCAGACAUAUAAGGUUUGUCUGUUCCAGAACUAAAAAAUAUGGGGGUAAUAUUGGUUUCACUUGAAUGUUGAAAAGCACCUUGUGGUUUGAUCUUGAAGAGGACGCAGGAAUCAAAAGAGAAAAGGACAUCUGUUGUUGUGACUAUUAGGCUUUUAUUUAGUAUUUUUUAUUGGAUCGAAAUAUUACAUUAGGUAUGGCGCAUUGUUUGUGGAGGCCGUAUUCUUUUCUGUAAACUCUAAUGCUCUUGAAAACUCUAUAGCCAAUUUCUUCACCUGUCAUUCUUCACCUGAACGUAAAGACAAUAUUUUUCCUAAAGUUUCUAUAAAUCCAAUUUCUGGCAUUCUUCUUUGCCUAACAUGUUACUGAAAUUGGGUCGUAUACUGAUCUUUCAUGGCCUCUGUUUAGUAAUAAUCAUAAGUAUCUUUCAUCAGGGUUGUAAUAGUUGAAAACUCCGACCUAAAAUUAUUAUUUUUGUAGCUUAGUAAAAAUCAUGUUUUAGAUAUGUACGUCUUUUUAUCGGGAAUUUGAAUGAUUGAUGUCCAUGGAAAUGCCAACAUGAACAUCAAGCAUUAUGUUCAUGGUUUGAUGAUGUCAAUGACUUCCUCCAAUGUCACUCAAUAAGCUUGUUACCAAUUUCCCAUUUAUUGUUCCCGAAACUUUGCAUAAGCCAGAUAGUCAGAUUGGGGGGAACCAUUUUUAGAAUGCUAAAUUCCUUGUCAGCUGGCAGCUUCUCAGCGAAAAUUCUAAAAAAUGUGGCUUGUGAUGAGAAAAGAUUAUAUGCAAGUUUGUAAAACCAAGCUGAGCUAUAUUUAUAUAUUACGAAGAACCUGUGUAACUUAUUACCACAUUACAAUUGCCACCUCUCAAUUGGCAUGAGCCCAACAUCUUAAUUUAUUUAUUUAUUAUAUUUCAAAAAGCCUCUGUUUUGUUGCCAGAAAAAAAAAGAAAGGAGGAAGACCUGACUUGGACCGAAAUAUUGUGCCUGUUAAAAUUUCCGAACUAUGUACCUGGUAGGGUCCCUUACUUCCUGUGACCAAGAUCAGGCGAGAGACAGUGGAAAGAACGGAAAGAACAGUAGAAGCAAAGGAUAACACAGAGUAACCGGGAGUAACCGGGCUCCACUGGAACCCUAGAACAGUUGGGGUAGUUCGAGAGGCCCCACUCUCCUGGACUUGACCAAAAUAAGGUCUGUUCCCCCUCUCCGGGGGGGGUAGGCCUAAUAUUAAACCUUACAGGGUCAUUUACCCUCUUCACCCCUUCCAGCACUUGCGUUAAUCGCUCCCAUGCUAGAAUCGUCACCCGCAGUCGGUAAAAUGGGCUCUGGACCCAUUUUCCUGUGUCUGGAAUAUGUUUGGCCCGUCGUGGGCCUAACAGUACCUUUCAGUGGAGCAGAUUUUUUCUGGAGUUUUUUUUCCAUCCAAUGUGUUAGCAUUUUACUGAUGUUAUUUUCGAUCAGGUGUCUUCUCAAAUCAUUACAUACGAGCACGAGGGAAAUUGGAGCAAAGCUUUGGAACAUUAUGACUUAUUGAUAAGGAAAGCCUCUGUAGGAAAAAUUGGUGGUAUGUCGAGGGACUAUGAAGCAGUUUAUGCCCAAGGACUUAAUCAUGUCUCUUCUUCCAGAGAAGUGAAAGAAACGGGAGUCUGGAAGUUACAUAAAGGGCUCAUGAGGUCGCUACAACAAAUUGGAUGUUCUCAUCUUUUGGAUGUAUAUUUCCAGGGUCUCACUAAACAAAACUGCUAUUUUCAACAUGACUUGGACUUCACUGAGUUACAGGUUUGCAGCUAGUUGAACCUGCCAUCAAUGUAAAAGUUUCUUCAUUUUUACUUUUGAAUCGUGCAAACGUUUAUGAAAAAGAUGGUGGUUUUCGCUGCAAUCUUUUGGAUGUAUAUUGUUUUAAAUGGUCAAUUCAUUGCUUUUUUUAAUCAGUUUGCUCUUCACUUGUACCUCUUGUACAGUAUGAAGCUGCUUGGAGGUCGGGUAAUUGGGAUUUUUCGUUACUUCAUGUAGAUCUUCCUCCUACACAUUCUGGAAAUGAUUUACGGAAUAGUCAUUUUAACGAGAAACUGCACAGGUUUAUCUUUAAACUUCAACAACAAUGUGUUCUAUAUUUAACGUUCUCAACUGAUGCAUGAGUAACUGCUUUUCUCGUGAAUUAAUGUGUUCCUAUCAUUGCUUUACGCGUAUAGCAUUUUCGCAUCAAUUAUUUUGAAGUCUUUCAGUUUUUUGGGAUGAAAAUUAGUAAUGAAAUCAGUUCUGUUAAAUUGAAAAAUUAGGAAAUACAUCCAUGUUUGCUGGGCUAAUCCCAUCCUAACUGUCCAAAACUGUUCUGGAGACAAGGAAUCCGCUCAAAAUAUCUCUACGCACGACCUUAUCAGGCAACAUCAAAAUGUCAAACUAAGCACAAGCUUCGAUAUAGAAGCUGCAUCCUUUUCUGAAGUAUCAUGACCCAAAAGCUUCCUUGAUUUUUCUACAACCACUGAAAGCCGUUGACUGCGUAGCGUAGGACAGAAGCUACAUCUAGGCUCGGAGAAAGCACAGGAUCAGAUGCAUGAUUCUCCGAGAAAUCGCUUAUCACCAUUUGCCUUUGUAUUUAACAAGUUUAGGGCUAAAAAACUAGAUAUAAAUCAACCAAGAAUGUAUAUUGUAAAUCAAAAUGACUCCUUUGGUCCCACACUCUAAUUAAAAGGUUUCACAAGAGCUGUCAGGCAUCUCUCAUUUUUAUUUGACACCUAGAUUAAUUUUCUUCCCAAAAGACUAGUUUGGAACCAUCUACUAAGUCGAAUUUGUCUUGUCCAUUAAGAAUACCGUUGUCUUCUGUUACAUUAUUGUAUUCCUCUUUUCUCUCACAUCUGUAGGGUCGACUUUUCAAUUUUAUCAAAUCAUCUCUACUGUUUUAAAUUUUUUUCAUUCGUAAAUUUCAUCCAUUGUUAAUUUGUUGUCCUCGUCACUUGUUAAACAGUUGCCUGAGGGCUUUGCAAGAUGGAGAUUGCAAUGAGUUUCACGCCAAUCUUACUGAUGCUAAGGAGGUAUUUGUUUUCUUUAGUUGAACUGAUCGAUUUUAUGCCAUUCUCUUUAUUGCUUUGUUUAUUGAUUUUUAGGAACUUGUUAUUUCUAUCUGCAAUGCAAGUAAGGAGAGUACUGGAUAUAUCAAUUCCACAAUUGUGAAACUUCAGGUAGGAGAAGUUCACCUAUGAUCCCAUCUUGCGAAAAGCACUGAUCCAUUAAUACUUUGGUUAUUAUGCUUCUUGUGCAGAUUUUAGACCAUCUUGGUAGAGCGUGGGAUUUACGUUGGAAGCCACAUACAUACAAAUGCGGGGAAUCGCAGACAGUAAUCAAGAAGACACUCUCUGAGCCCGUUAUUCCUACCAUAAGCCAGGUCUCAUUUUUUUUCACGUUUUACCUGUACUGUAGUUAAAGUAGACUCUGUCGUCCCCUUAAAUGUGGACUCGUCUCCGGAGGGUGUGGUGUGGGACGUCUUAACUCUGCAGAAAUAGCAGGGUCCCGGUUUUCCUGUGGAGCAUCAUGCCAAGGCCAUCUAUCUACAUACCCUUCUCCCUUCUCACGCUUGUAUCAUGUUUUUUGAUUUCUCUAUAGCUAGAAUCGUACGUUAGAGAGAACAAACGAAAACAAUGACUGUUGAUGUGAUCUUUACUCGAGCCCAUAACAGUGAACGUUCUCUAGUCUACGAUUCCAGAAGUUUCGUCCUUUUUAAUCCUGCCCUUCAUGUACCGAGCACCCCAGCCACUGGGCUUACUUGUAGAUUCUAACAUUGUAUUGAUGUGGUAGCUGCCGUGUGCCAUAAGAGACUGGCAUCAUGCUUGCUAGAGCACAGUACUCUAGUCACCAUUUUUUUUAUGUGAAUAAGAAUUCUGUUACCUAGUGAUAGUGGCUCUCCUUUUGUUUUUAGUGAGGAUUCAAGUAAUCUACCCAACCGAAACUAAUCUAGAAACUGGAAAAACAAUUUUCGUCAAUACCCCGAAUCUUCCUUAGUGUUUUAGCCAAAACCCUGAGUCUUUGCCUAUACCAUGCUUAACUUCAUCUGUUUUUAACCGGUUCAUAUACCACACCUAGUCAUGUGAUUCCAUCUACCAUUGGUUUCAAGGUCAAGUCUAGGUGAAAAAGCACUAUUGAAUAAUGAUAAAAGAGAAUACUUAGUUCAUGUACAAUCUCUUCUCUUCUUGGGCUUCUUUGGGCUCUUGUAUAGAUACAUAACAAUACCAGUUGAGAUGUAUCCUCUCCAAUUCAACCAAUUAUCAUUAUUAUAGACAUAUAAAAAAGGGUUUGGCCGCCUAGACAGAGAGGCUAGAAAGAUGAUUGUUUUUGUGACCUUAGCACCUUGGUGGCUUACAUUUUUCCAUCACAAUCAUCUUUUUUGAAGGCGUGUUCAAUAACACUAGAACAUGUAGUAUUAGUGAAUUGUAGAUUUCCUAAUCAUGAAAAUUUGGGUAAGAAACAAAGAUACUGAUAAAAAAACAAAGAUUGCCAAAGAGAUUACUGAAAAUAUGAUGAAGCUAGGAGCAUGCUUUACCUCAGAUUAUAGGUCUAAACAUCCAACUUUUAGGAAAACAUCCGAGAACUACUUUUGUUGGCAUCAAAGAGCUAAUCACCUACUGAAUAUCAAAUAGGAUUUCGAAUUUCUUAGUUGAACAGUAUAUAUAUAUAUAUAUGUUUCCCUAUUGGUAAAAAGGAUCACCCAUUAUAACUUUAAUUUUUAAAAUUAUUGUUAUACAUUAUCGGAGAUGGUAACAAAAUGCUAUUAGCUGUUCUUAAAAAUUUGAAUGCUUUUUUCACUAUCCGUUUUCUGUUCUAUAUCUUAUGUGGAUGAUUGUGCUAAUAGAUGAUCGUCAGAUUUUGUUAGUACCUCCAUUAGAAUGAUGAAAGCGGUUAGUACCAUUGAACAUAAAGUAUGUAAGUGAAUUGUCUGGUUUUCCAUUUAUAAGAGUCACUCUAGUGUCCAUUUUCUCAAACCUCACAUCUGCAUUGAUGUCUCCAUAACAAAGAUGGUUGAGAGUAUUGAGAGACAUUCCUGGGCUUUCAAAUAUUGUCAGAUUGGUUUUAGAAUUCGCAAAAUUCAUUUCAGAAUGAUAAGAAUUGCACUUUUCACGUAUUAAAAUUUAUUGUCAACCUUCAAAUUCAUGCUUGAAGUAUGCUUUGCAGCUGGAAUGCAUGAAUGCAGGCUGGAAGCUGAUACUCAAACAAACCCAGUUACAUCUCAAUUUGCUGGAACCUUUCAUUGCAUUCAGACAUGCCCUUCUACAAAUUUUGCAAUGCAAGGAAUGCACUGCUGGGCAUCUUUUAGAAUCAGCUUCCACCCUUCGCAAGGUAAUUAUUGCAGAACGUGCUUAUUUAUUUAUCAGAAUUUUUAGUUCUAACUUAUUUCUCUUUCUUGUUUCCAGGGAUCUAGGUUUUCUUUAGCUGCUGCAGCUAUGCAUGAAUUUAAGUUACUCUUUGCAGAAGAUGAAAAAGAACCAAGCUCGUACAUUUUCCCCCUUGGGAGGGUAUAUUAUUAACUAUUAUUUAUUUAGAGACAAAUUUCAUUCCAUUUUCUUUUUAGUUACCUACUGUAGUGACGGAAACCCUAGGAGGAUAUGCAGUGGGAAAAAUCUCUACUUAUUCACAUCAUAGAUGACUGUUUAUACAAGGACACGAAAUAAGAAAACUAUCUAAAAAAAUUGGAAACUGACAAACUAAGAGCCGAACUCCUAACUAUACGUUCGUUCCUAUACUUUUGCAUCUUGGGAUCGUAUUUUGAAGUGUAAUCUGUCAUAUCUCGCGAGAGGAAAAUGAAAGGAUCGAAAGAGGUAACAGUUCAACUCCCCAUAUCUCACCGCGACCCAAAAAAAACAAUGUAUAUAGUCUCAAUGCUCUGCAUAAGUACAUUAUAAAAUGUUCCUCUGGUCAUAACUUCCAUUGUGACACUCCUGUCUAUCAUAUUAAUGCAACAUUUUACCCAUUUUGAAGAAUAUGAGAUCCGUUAUUUUACUGCAGACCGCCCCAAGGGUAUAUAUCUUCUGUUGUGUACCAAAUAUAUCUGGUGAAAGAAAGGAUAACAGGAAAACAGAUGGCAACUAGUCCACAUUUUAGAUGAAAGUAAUUGUUUUGAAUAGAGAAAGUAACUGGUUGGGGGCCGUGGGAAUCUUUUCAUGACAGGGAUCACAUUGGUAGGCAUAUUUCAUUUUCUGCGCAUCUAUGAUUCUGGUUUAACUGUUUGAUUGUAAACUUGAGUUUUUUCUCAUACGUGGAUAUUGCCCUCUGAUUUUGUUAGAGGUGCUUUUUCUUAUGAACCUGCAGCUAUGUACACACUUCUGUCGCAGUAACCUUAAAAGGUUUAUGUAUAAGCUUCAUCAUGUGUGCCAUAUUGAAUUUGAAUGCCAAAUACUUUGAACAAUUAUUUUGACAUCCUUGUAAGAAAUCCAUUUUUCUGUUCCAUGAAAGAACAAAUCUUUAUGUAUUGGGUAGAUCGAAGAGGCUAAAAUUUUACGAGCUCAAGGUCAACAUGAGAUGGCCAUCAACCUGGCAAUAUAUAUUCUUGAAAAUUAUCAGCUGGCAGAAGAAGCUUCAAAUGUCAAUCGUCUUGUUGGAAAAUGGUUGGUGGAGAGUCGAUCAAGCAGGUACAUCACGAAAAGAUGUUACCAAAUGUUAUUCAACUUUCAAUAUCUCUCUUUGUUGGAGCUCUCAUAUUCCCUGUUUGACUGUAGUUCAAGAACCAUCUUGGAAAAGUACCUGAAACAUUCAGUGGAACUUGCUGAAUUAAAUAAGAAUGUUGACGAGAAAUCUAUAUCAAGACAAUGUCAAACAUACUUCCAUCUUGCACACUAUACAGAUGCUUUAUUUAAAAGCUAUGAAGCAAGGCUUACCUCUAGUGAAUGGCAGGCAGCUCUGCGAUUGAGGAAACACAAGGUAGCUUGUCAAGAGCUGAUGUUCAAUCAACUUUUUGCAUGUGCCUGUGUUUAUUGUUGUCACAUGGAGUAGAUAGUUUAGUGGUUUGCUACCCUCUGCAGACAAGAGAACUGGAUGCGCUUAUUAGAAGACUGAAGAGUUCGGCAAAGGUGGACAUCUUUUACUGGGGAUAUAUUUCAUUUUUUGUUUCACACGAGAAGGUCAUUCAUAGGGAUAAAGUCCGGACGCAUCUUACCCCUCUGAUAUCAUCCUCAUUUAUACUGUUCGCCAGGGUGAUAAGACUGACUACUCAGCAAAAAUACAAGAGCUACAGAAACAGCUUACCAUGGACAGGGAAGAAGCUGAAAAGUUGCAGGUAGGAUAUUAUUUUGGACUUUGUCAAAGGAUCUUCUUAGAAUAUUUUUUAUUUUCGUAAUGAAAUGUCCAAAAAAAUUAAGGUAUGGUAUGAGCGAUAAAAAAAAGCUAGGAAAUAUCAAAUUACCCUUAGUUUUGCGAUUCUGAAUUCUUUUCUAGCCCUCCAUGUGAUAACUAAUUUAUUUGUAUUUAUUUUACCCAUAAAUUUGGUAAUUAACCAGGAUCUGUCAGUUCAUCUAUAGCCCAAUCUGAUCAUUUGUGACUGCCUUUAGCCAGGAAUUGCCGAGAUUCAGAUUUUGGAUCAUGUAGCAUCAUUCCUGAAGUAUUCAUUGCCAUUAUAAAAGUACUUUGAAUUGCUUCUAGGAUUGGUUAUCAAACUAGUAGCUCAUUAUUGACUGACUAGAAUUCCUUCGAUCUAUAGGAUGACAGGGAUAACUUCCUUAGCCUAGCACUGGAUGGAUAUCAACGUUGUCUUUCCAUAGGAGGCAAAUAUGACAUGCGGGUGGUAUGUAUAUCUGAUUCCUACCUGUGGAUUAUUUUCACACUCGAAGAGCUAACUAAGAGAAAAUGGUAACGACUAACUAAUGAUUUAUUUUUAUUUUUAUAUUAUCCUGAUUGAGUUCCUUCGGAGGUUUUCGUUUCCCAAGUUUUUCUCUUAUUGAAUCUUUUUUUUAAUUUGGCAAAGCAACUUCACCCGUCAGACCAAACUUUCACUGUUUUAAAUUAAAUAGAGUUCACACUAUUUCACAUCAUUCAAUUUAUAUGUUGGCCAAGUAGAAAAAUGUGUGCAUUGCUAUACAUGAAUGUGCAAAGAUGUGACUGAAUGAUGGAAGUGAAAUGGGGUGUUCCUGGAGCAGAGAAUAUAAUAUAGAACUUUAAAAGUCUAUAUUAUUAGUUAAAUGUUUUCUGUUAUUCAAAGAUUCUGGAUCAAGUACGAUGGAUCUCAAAUAAAAUACCUUCUCAUAAAUAAAAUGUUAUAAUUGUCCCCAUCAUCUAGAAUUGAUUACUCUUUCAUGGCAAAACCUGCUAGAUAGAUUUUUGAGAAAAUAAUUAGUACUAUUUCUUAUUGUUGAAAGGGUUUACCUUGGACAGAGAAUAUGAUAUGUAAAAUUAAUUAUGAUCAUCCUCAAUAGGGUGUUUUCUAUACUUUCCAGAUUCUGGGUCAAGAACUAUGAACCUAUUUUUUAUACUAUCGUUGAUGCUGCCUUUUAAAUGAAACUUUGUUAUCAUCAUUAUACCUACAUUAAUAACUCUUUCAUGACUAAAGCUACAAGAUUUUUUGUGAAAAAAGAACUGUUGCAUUAGUUUCACGUUAACAUUACACAAAUGUUUUCUCAUUUGGGAAGGAAAAAUGGCAUUCUGCAGGUAUUUCGACUUAUUUCCCUCUGGUUCAACUUUCCUUCAAGACCAAAUGUCGUUAAGAGCAUGCUCCGUGCUGUUAACGAGGUAACAUUGUGAACACAUUUAAUGAGCCUGUUACGAGUAAAAAUGCACUUUUUUGUGAUUCACUAGGCUUGUUCCAUAGAGUGUGAAAUAUUAUAUUGAUGGAUUUUCAGAUUCAAUCACACAAGUUCAUACCACUGGUAUAUCAAAUCGCCUCAAGAAUGGGUAGUUCAAAGGAAGGCAAGGGACCAGUUACGUUCCAGGUUGAAAGCUGGAUGGAUCACUUUAAUUGUAAAAUAUUAUUAAAUUUAUUCUUUAAUAACUUAGUUUUGCGUUUUCAGGCUGUUUUGGUCUCUCUUGUGAAGAAAAUGGCCAUUGACCAUCCAUACCAUACUUUGUUUCAGGUAUUAAAGCCAUUAUCUUAGGCACUUCAUGUUUUUCAGCUUUUCUAUUAUAUGGUCUUCAAUCAUAGGUUAUUAUGUAAGUCCAUAAGGGCAAUACUUGUUUUCAUCUAAAAAUCAAGCUGGCAUCUCUCCUUGCUUUGAACCUUGAUCUAAAACUAAUUGCACUUCGUCUUGGGCUCUUGUCACAUUGUCUACACUAUCGGGAACAUUUUUUAUUAACGUCCAAUCUCAAAACUUGAACUAAAAGCAUUUGUCAAAGACAAGAUUAACUGUGCAUUAACUUUUAUAACUAUUUUUUAUGAGAAAUAAAUCAUAUUACUUCACUACGCAACAAAUUUAUUCAUUCGUUGUCUUGAUUAAAAGAAAAUAUUAUAUCAUGGACGUGAAACUGCUCAUUAAAUUUUUCAAUGCUGGUUCCUUACACUUGACUAGUAUGAAAAUGUAAGGAAGUUAGUAUUUAUAGUCUCAACAUUUGCUAAUAAGUCUAUACGCCUUGUGCAAAAUUCUAACAUAUGGUUGAGAACUGGCAAACGUUACAAAGAUAUGACCCAGCGUGCUCUUAGUUGAAUAUAGAAGGAAAAAUAUGAUGGUUUUCCUAAGAUACUGUAGGGAAACUUGUGCCUUUGUCUCUGUUUUAUGUACGCAGUGGAAAAGGUCAUAGUGAUAACAGUUUAGUGUCAAGAUCUUCCGAAGCUUGGAGAACGGAAAUAUGUUUCUAUUUAACGUUUUUGUCUAUCAUGCACCCAUUUAGUGAGAGGAUUUGAAACGAACUGAAUGAUUGGACAGUUUGCAGUCUUUAUCUUCUUUACCCUUUGGCUUUUAUCUCCUCUUAUUUACCCUCUGGAUUCUCUACCACUUCACUGGUGCACCGAAAGUCUCUCCUUUCUGUAGCUUAAUGUUUUGUAUCCUAUUCAGUAUGAAUGUUUUAGACCUGCUAUGCCAAGAAAAAAACUAUCAUUUCGAAGGAUAUUGAAUGGUAUUGGUUGGGUGGAUUACCAGCAAUGUUUGGCUGGAUUGUGGUGACAAGGCUGAUGGUAGUGAUGAAGUUUCACUGCUGUGAUAAGGAAAUGAUGAAGUGUCACAGAUCACAGGAUUUUUCGCUUAUCAAAGAUUCUGCAUGCUUUAAGCCCGUUACAAGGGAUUAUUCCAGUUCGAAAUUAGUUUCUCUAUGCUUAAAGGAUUUAUUUAGUUGUUUGUGAAACUUUGUCCAGCUUCUAGCAUUAGCAAAUGGCGACCGUGUUAAGGACAAGCAACGGAGUAGAAAUUCCUUUAUUGUUGAUAUGGACAAGAAACUGGCCGCAGAGAAUCUCUUGAAUGAGUUGUCCUCGUACCACGGACCCAUAAUAAGACAGGUAUUUUCCAUUGUUUUAAAACCAUUCUCUCGUUCACUGUGUCAUCGUUCUAUACAUUGCUUUGCAAAGAAUUAUAGUUUCUUCAAUAGGUUAAAUUCUCACGAUAAAUUUAAUCAAAAAAAGUGGUUAGUUGGUCAUAAAAUUAGGAAGAAUUAUGGAUUUUUUAAAACCUGUGUAAUAUGGUCUACUUCCACCACCAUGCAUGCGUAAUAUUGCAUUCAAGCCGGGCUUAGUUCUACUUAGUCAUUCUGUGGGAGGCAUCAAGUUAAAAACAGUUUCCAUCGAUGGUGAAUCAUGCCUACUGAGCUUCGACAGUGAAUGAGAGAAUUUAAUGAUAUUUUCUAUAUACACUGAGGCUGUCUAUAAUGAUGAUUUGGUUCUUGCAGAUGAAGCAGAUGGUUGACAUUUAUAUCAAGCUUGCAGAAGUAGAGACAAAAAAAGAGGUUUGUCGAUUUCCUUGUAUGGAUGUGAAUCCUCUUUAUUGCCAUAUCUCUUGCCUUUUUGGUCACAAUUUAUUUUUUGUAACUUUCAGUAGGAUUUCAAAAUGACAAUAACUUAAUGCAGUUCACUCUUUAUCAACAGGAAACCAAUAGACGGAUCCCAUUACCGAGGGAAAUCCGAAGUGUUCGUCAUCUUGAACUUGUGAGACUAAUUCUCUGUUGUACCUAAAUAGUAUAAAUAUUAAUCUUCUUUUUUUCAUUUCGAAUUUGAGCUUUCAAGAUCCCAGAUUUUCUGUCCUUUCUGUACUAAUGUUAUAAUCAGCAUUGAUGUUUAAUAUCAUGAACUUUUGACAAUGUAGAAGUCAUGUGUAUACUUCUAACAUAAACAUUAGAGCUGUAGGAUGGACCAAUUUCAUUUUAGAACUAGACCACAGCGGUGAUGAUAGUUAUACCUCGAGGAGGUGUCCACGUUCCAUUUCAUUGCACCUGUGCCAUCUCUUAAUGUACGAUAAUAUUAUUAUCUGUUCUAUUUUCGUAUAAUCUGUAGUUUUUUUAUGUCAUGAAAUGGAGCCGAAGGUGCAUAGUUUCCGCCAAGAUUUUAGUUUCUGAGGAUCUAUACGAACUAUAUUAAGACACAUAUUUGUUGAUACUAAAAGCAUCAAGAAAUCUGUGUGAGUUCCAUACAUAUGACCAUUUUUUUGUUGAUAGAUAUCCUGUACAUCUUGAUGUCAAAUUUAUGACUGGUUCCCAUGGCUCAAGCAUUAAGUGUUGUACCAAAGAAUGGAGAAAUUGGUGGUAAUAGAAAUAUCUACAUAAAUUGAAAAAAGUAGUUUAUGUCCGGAAAAAUUAAAGGCGAUACGGUCAAUAAUUAAAUUCGUCACAUGCAAAGAUGGAUGGGGAAAGUGAUUCUUAUUCUGACUAUAGAUACGUGAUACUUCGCAGAGAGAGAAAAGGUAUUCUUUCCAACUGAGACGAUGUAUACCAUUAAUGUAGUUGCAUGUGUAUGUUCAGGAAUCAUUUUAAGAUGGGGACCAGUUGAUGCAGACAUCAUUUUUGCAUAUAAGCUAUUUUUUCCUUCUUUCACAUUAUGAAAUCUGUGAACAACCUAAAUAUUGAUAAACGACGUUCCUUUUUCUGGUUCCAACUUAGGCUAGUAUUUGUGUGAAAAAAAUUGUGCUUCUACCUUGUAUUGUAUUUAUUUUGCCAAAAAUAAUAGUUAUCUAUCCAUAUUUUUGCCACUUUCAGGUUCCUGUUGUAACUGCUACUUUUCCAGUCGACCCAAGUUGCCAGUAUGGUGAAGGGUCUUUUCCGCACUUCAAGGGAUUAGGAGAUUCGAUCGUGUGCGUAUUGAUGAUUGAGAAGUUUUGGUUUUGAAUGCAUAAUUAUGCACUACAUAAUGAUUUAAUUUUGAGCUUUGAAACUUGCAGGGUGAUGAAUGGAAUCAAUGCUCCAAAAGUGGUCGAAUGCCUUGGUUCAGACGGUUGUAAAUACCGCCAACUGGCUAAAUCUGGAAAUGACGACCUGAGACAAGAUGCUGUAAUCAAUUAAAUAUAUUAUUACAAUUUCUAUGAAUAGUCUGCAAAAUUUUGCAUCCAUGAGAUAAAAAUAUUUUUUUAAUCUCCCUUUAAUAGUAUUAGUACAUGGAAAUUAUUCAGAUCACCAAUAGUCGACCUGCAGUCCAUUUCCGCGAUGUCAUUACUAGUUUCCUUCUUCAUACAUGUUUCUUCAGGUUUUUAGAUUUUCUCCUGUCGGCAUUUAUCAUAAUGCCUUCCAGAAAACCAUUAAUUUUUUCCUCUCCCUUCUAGCGACAAUCUAGGGUCCAUUCUGCUACCAUUUUAGGGCAUCUCGAUUACAGUCAAGUGGCAUUUUGUGGAGGUGCGCGUUUAUUCACACCUAGGCAACUCGCACGUCUAAACUAUGGGGGAAUUUAUUUGGCAUGCAAUUGUAUUUAUUUGAUGGAUAUGAAAGUUUGAAAAUUUUCAGUCUCCCUAGAUGUUACACGAGCAUUUCUUUUUUUCAUUUAUGCCUAGGAUGCCUCCAUCUUUACUGUAUACGAUGCAAUCAUUCUGGUGCACAGUCGUGAUAAUAGAACUGUCCCCUCCUCUUAGUAUGUAUAAUCAGUUCUUUGGUAAAUAUAUCACAGAUCCUUUAUGUAGGAAUUCCUUCUCGAUAAAGUGCGUUAUGAACAAAAAGAUAUUUGAAGUAAUUUUAUGACACACUUGUUGCCUUUGCCUAGUUCCUGGUGUUGAAUGGAAAACUUUAUUGUUUGUGCGCAUCCACUGAGAUUCUGUUUACCAUCAGAACAGAAUGAAAAGGAGGUCUUUAUUCAGCUGGUUUAUGUAUCACAUUCAAUUUUACUUACUUUGGGUGAAGGUUUAAUUGUUUAUCUAUGGGGUCUCUGCUGAAAUCUCGAACCCGCACUAUUAUACUCAGUUACGUUAUUUGGGUGCGAUGAAUUUUUUUUACUGACCCCUUUUCUAUUGAUUAUUGUGUGAAUUAUAUAGGUUAUGGAACAAUUCUUUGGUCUAGUCAACACCUUCUUACAAGGUAAUCGGGAUACAUGGAAACGAAGAUUGAAAAUACGGACCUAUAAGGUAUGCUUUAUGGAUUAAAUACGGUUAAAAACAUAAAAAUACGGACCAAUUGUGAAGAAAAUUAAUUAUGCAUAAUUUCUUGUGUUAUUUUGCUGAAAGAAAGCUUGUUAUUUUAUUCAGAAAGCAUUCUGAAUAACGAAUCUAGUUUGAUUUUUUAUCAGUGUUUGCCGAAUUUGCUGAAUGACGAAUUUGGUUUGAUUUGUUUUCAGUGUUUACCGAAUCUGCUGAACGACGAAUUUGGUUUGAUUUCUUUUCAGUGUUUGCCGAAUCUGCUGAGUAACGAAUUUGGUUUAAUAUGUUUUCAGUUGAGCAUAUAAUAUUCUUUUCUUGUGUAAGCAUAUUGUCUCAGCUAAUUGGAUGUCUAGUAUUUCUGGUGCUGCUCAUAACGAAUUUCAGUGCUUGUUGAUAUUUUGUUUAAUUUUUUCAUAACUACAUUAACCUCCUGGUUAAAUUGGCUGUCUGGUUUGAACAGGUAGUUCCUUUCACUCCAAGUGCUGGAGUACUGGAGUGGGUUAAUCAAACAGUCCCACUUGGUGAAUACCUCAUAGGAAGGUACGAGGUCAUGUUAGGUUAUAUGUAUACACCUUACUUCUUUUGCCACGUGUUUGAAUUUUGUCUGACCGUGUUUCUUAUACUUUCAGCUCAAGAAAUGGAGGAGCACAUGGACGUUAUGGCAAAGGAAAUUGGUCAUUUCUUCAUUGUCGAGAACACAUGACCAAUGUAAAUCCCCUGUACUAUCAUUCUUUUGUUUGUCAGUUUCUAGAUGAAUUCUGCAUUACAUGUUAUGACCGUCUGUAUUUAUGUUCAAGUUAUUGGAAGAUAUUUGUAAAAUGCAUGGAGCAGAUGUCAUACUUCCCUCAGGGCUGCCUUUGGGGAAGAGUUUUAGCUUUCCCCUGUCAACUUUCACCUCCCCCUUUGUACCCUUCAUACGUAAAGGAGUCUAUGAUGGGCUUCUGAUGAGGUCCAUCUACGUGCAGUGAUCUACCCCUCCCAUGAUAACAACCAUUGACGGACGUCAGAGAAAAACUCUAGUGCUUUUAUGGCCAAGAGAUGAGUUCAGCGUUAGAAAGGGGACACCCAACUGGUUAAUAUUACAACAUCCAGGGAUCAUAUUCCUAGUCUACUCUUUUAGAUAUUUGGCAACAGUUUUCCGCUUCCCAACAUAUUGGUCUUUUUUUUUCCUUUAUAGGAGGGUGAGUUAGGGGUUCUAAAGGGGAAUUGAGAUGCAUACAGAGCGUCUUAUGGGCAUUUGAGUGUCAUUUUCCAUGGGAGGUUGCUGAUCAUACGCUGUGCCCGUUCAGCUGGGGAAGGAAGGCUCUUUAGAAAGGGCUCUGGAGAUUUUCAUCUAUCCUUAUUUUCUCAAUUUGUGCUGUGGUUGCCUUUUUGCCUAAGAAAACGCACUGUUAGAACUUCCAGGCCCAGUAAGUUCGAGAACUAGUCAUAUUUUAUUAUUCUUUGGAUGCCUUUGAUUCGUAUAUCUAAAGAAGUUAAUUUUGUACGCAGGAAAAAGACAAGCGCAAGGCAUUUCACAAAGUCUGUGAGAACUUCAGGUUCUGAGAGUUUAUUGGGUCAUUAUCGUGAAUCCGUACAGCUUAUGUCAAGGAAGCCUGUGCCUAAUUUUUCCAAUUUAACAGGCCAGUAAUGCACCACUUCUUCCUGGAGCGGUUCUUGCUGCCUUCUGACUGGUUCGAAAAGAGGCUAUCUUACACCCGAAGUGUGGCAGCUAGUUCGAUGGUCAGUCCAAAUCACUUCCGUCAUUGUAGAUAGAUCUUCUGGUGUUUCCUACAGAUCUAAUGGUUCAGAGAUCUGCACUACAAGUUCAGGUGGGCUACAUCGUUGGGCUUGGUGAUCGACAUUCUAUGAACAUCCUCAUCGAUCAAUCUAGCGCUGAAGUGGUUCACAUUGACCUUGGCGUCGCCUUCGAGCAGGGCCUGAUGCUUAAAACUCCAGAACGGGUUCGUAAAUGCUGCCAGAAUUAGUCAUCCUCGUCUGCUGUGAAAAAUCAAAGAGUUAAAAGCCCCGUCACCCGGUCUCAGCACAGAAAUCUCAUCUGGUGCUUCAUGUUUUGUUUUUCAGGUCCCUUUUAGGCUGACUAGGGACAUUGUUGACGGCAUGGGAGUCACUGGGGUGGAGGGCGUCUUCAGAAGAUGCUGUGAAGAAACCCUUGCUGUAAUGAGGACAAAUAAGGAAGCCUUGCUGACCAUUGUUGAGGUUCAAUUAACCGUCGAAAUUCCAUUUUAACCAAAAAAAGAAAAGAAGAAGAAGAAGAAGAAGAAGAUGAAGAAAAAACAGAGUCUUGGCUCUUUUGAUCACUGUUGAAACAAUGUUUUUUCAGGUCUUUAUCCACGAUCCUCUGUAUAAGUGGGCUCUAUCACCUCUCAAGGCACUACAACGACAGAAGGUAUAACAGACGGCUAUACCUGAUCAAUCUAUGGUUCCAUCAAGUUCAUAAGAUUACUAAUUAGUAGUUCCUUGAUAAACGAAUCUCACCGCAUAUAAUUACUUCACACUGGCGGCACUUCAAGCUCUUAGUAUGGCGAGAUGCCCCUUUUUAUAUUAUGUUUCUCUCCGAGUAUAUUGGCCAUCCAACACCAUCUUAUUUCCUGCUCCAGCCUUCUCUAUCUGGCUGCCGCCUGCUGCCUGGUGAUUCCUGCCGCUUGUUCCCAGCACUCACAUGUGUUUUUUUUCUUUGCUGCCUUUCACUACUGCAACAGGAAACUGACGAGGACGCUGAGCCAAGCUUGGAGGACUCACAAGACGCAUGCGAGGGGAACAAAGAUGCAGCACGUGCCCUGUUUCGUGUCAAACAGAAGCUUGAUGGUUAUGAGGACGCUGAAAUGAGAAGCGUCCAAGGCCAGGUACGUUCCCAUUCAUUGAACAUCCAGCCUUAGCAAGAACUAUUGCUUUUCUUUCGCAAGUCACAAACACGAUUGAGAAUCCUGUGUUUGGAUACUUCUCCGUGGCCUUCUGUUCUUUUUCUUUUUUUUUCUUUUUUUGGCAACGGAAAUUAGUAUCCUGUUUUGAUUUCACGCGUGCCUCUCCUCUCAUCACCAUGUUCAUGCUAGCUUCUCGCCACAUUUGCAGGUCCAACAGCUCAUUCAGGACGCUACAGACACGGAACGAUUGUGCCAGAUGUUCCCAGGCUGGGCAGCAUGGUUGUGAGAAAAACUUUCCUUUUCACCCCCCCUCCCCCCUCCCCCUACGUAGUUUGGUGUGUAUAUAUAUAUUUGACUCUUCCGUCAUAGUAUUAAAUAAAAUCCGUGCCCCUCCAUUCUAUCCCUAAGUUGAGCAUCAUAGAGAGAGAGAGAGAGAGAGAGAGAGAGAGCCCUCCUCCUCCAAGUGUGCACAGGUAAGUCCUGUUGGACCCCAACUUCCUUGGACAUUCUCUAGAGAUCGUCCGUAGGACGAGGAGAUUUCACGUAGAAAGUCCAUGGAAACUCAUCUCAGAAGUCAAGCAAGCAAAAUAUUUCCGUAGGGGAGGCCAUCAUUCUAAUUAAUGGAACUGAUGGGUUCUCUUCCCCGAGUCGAAGCAUCAUUUCACAGGCGGAAUGUUGUGCUUGGAACCGACCAGCUCGUCAGGCAUAUAAUUAGCUGCCCAUCUGAAGGAUAUAUGGCAUUUCAUCAGACACUAUAAAACGGAUGCAGAUUAAAACCUUUCCUAGAUGCGCCCACCAUCACACUCUUGGGAAGACAGUAACUUUGAGAUAUUUACUAGACCUAAAACCCGAGAACCGAUGGCGAGAGCCAGAGGAAACGCAGUAGGAGUCCGUACACACACAGAAACCACCUACUCGCUCAGCUCGCGGGGACAUUCAUUCGAGAUCAAGAUCCUUUGGCAAGAGGGCUCACCAGGGGAUCAUCAAAGUUCAUCGAUGUUUUUUAUUGGGGGAAUAGCUGUACAACAACCCAUGUGACGGAAAGUAUUGUUUCAGCAGCAUACGAGUCGCCAUGAACGUCUUUUAAGAUUUCAGGAGGCCAUCUUGAGGUAUUUUCCGACUAACUUCAAGCAGUUAGAUUUCAAACCGGGAGGGAGGGGCAAAACCAUCAUCCCUCCCAGUACCAUUAUUAUCCCGACGACAAAGGAGGCUGACCAAGCAGACGACGACCUUUGUGUUCUAAAACCAUUAUAACACUAAAUUUGCAGCGCAAAACUAUUUAUUUUCUGUUUCUUCUUUUUUCCCAGAAAAGCCUUUUCGAGAAUGAGACAGGCACUGCUUUGUGCAAGAAGAAACUGAAAAUUUCCGUAAGAUUUCGAGAUGAAGACCAACCGUCAGGGACGGCGUCAGAGCUGCCUGUCCGGUCCCCAUCCGCAUGAAAAGAAGAGCAAAGGAGGAGUUGCCCAAAACCAAGCAGAGUUAAGUCGGAGACCAGAAACAGUAAAAGCCAUGGCCUGCGUCGCUGGUCCCCCUGAUCACUGGACCAAGCACUGUCCUCUGUCCUUGUUCAUUAAAAACCUGAGCUUCGAGGACGAUAUUCCCUCAGCUUGUUCCGGCGAACUAAUCGAUGCAUGA